Molecule: messenger RNA, 53906 nt
Organism: Xyrichtys novacula (pearly razorfish)
Lineage: Eukaryota; Metazoa; Chordata; Actinopteri; Labriformes; Labridae
Source: the annotation of a GenBank genome assembly
ACGGAAGCCAGCGCAACGUCUCUUCUUCCGACAGAUAUUCCUUUAAAGGCGUAUUUAAAGCCCUGGCUUCAGUUGCAGCGGCAGCGCACAACCUAUGCAACAAAAGCUGCAGCGGAGCAGAAAGACCGUCCGACCCCUGGAGCGGACACGAACACGGAGCCGGCGGCUGACACGACCCGGUAAGGUGAGCACGGUGUCCGGGCUGAAACCCACCAGCGACGGAGGACAGAGCGCGGAUGUUCGAGCUCUUCUGUCCGCCGCUGGGACUCGGCUCCGGCGCACAGUUUCACAGCAUCUCAGGUUGCUGCUGCAUAGAGAGGAGGAGGAGGAGGAGGAGGCAUGUACAGUAGUUUCUGUAGGCCUGUUAGAAAAACAAAAAGAGAAGAGAGGCUGCAGCUGACAGCCUGCCGGGGCUCAGGCUGCAUGAUUGGGCUGCUCUCAUUGGAAAGUGGUGUUUCAUUAAUACCGCUCCACUGUUUUUGAUGGUAAUCAGGUGUGUUAAAUGAAAAGAGUUGCAGAUUAGACAUUGUGAAGCUACAUUACAAGUUAAUUAACCUAAUUCAGCCUAAAUUAGCUCAGUAGCUUUAUAAUAAACCAGAAAGGAGACGGUUAUUAUGAUGAGGAUCACACCUGUAAGUGUAUGAGGAUCAAAACUAACACUGUGACAGGUGUGUUUGGGCUUGCCAGUAAGACAUUAAAUUCAUUAGGAUGAGUUUACUGUUUUUUUACUAUUUGUUCAUGUUUUUAUUGAUUUGUUUAUGAGGCUGUUUACAUGAGGGUCUCUGAUAAAGCAUCAGAUAUAAAAAUCUGAUGCUUUAUUAUUGUUAUUACAUGUCACCUGUUGUGAGUGUAACACCAAGCAGUUUGUGUUAGGGUGAAAUAAAAGGGAGUCAAUGACAAUAUAGUCCAUCUGUUGAUCACAAAAGGUAUUAAAGUACCUCCAAACUCCACUCCCAGCAUCUAAACUUCACUCAUUUUGACUGUUUUUUGAGCAAAUUGAACAUCCAUUAACUAUUGGCUGUUGUCUGAACAAAUAUAAACCAAUGUGAGAUGUCUCUGUUGUCUCUGGCAGUAUAGUACGGCUACUUUGCACAUGUCACAUUGAGCUCUGUAGACUUGCACAAUAAAAUAAGUACUUGGCAUGAAUUCUGGUGCUGCUGCAGCUGUCGAAACACAUGCAUGACUUGUUUUUUAUGAAGCUUAGACAAUCUGUUUUUGUUUUUCUACCUGGUGUGUUUAAUAUGUCAAACACAUGUCUGUCAUUUUGCAUCCAACUCUAGUUAAAGCGCAUCUGUGUUGGACUGCUACAGCUCCAUGAAAUAGCGGGUGCACAGUCACAGUGAUGUAAGACUGUAAAGCGUUUUUCCAGUUUGUUUUCUGUCUUUUAGCCCUCUUGAUCGUUUAUCCUGCAGUUGUGCAGAUUUGCUGUCUCAUCAGUUGCCGUAUUGACUGAAUGUACAGCUUAACGUGAUGCACUGUUUGUGUGUUUGUGUGCACUGUGCUGAUUUGAUGGUAUGCAUGCUAAUAGCAGGUGUAAACAGGCUUGUUUCCUUUGUGUGCUUUUCAGAAAACGACUGCAGGGCCUGAGAUUGCAGCCUGGACCAAACAGAAACGUCUCAACGACAUUUAUGAAGCUUUCAAGGCCUUUUGGUGAGUCUCAGACUUACACACUGAAAAAAACUAAAGAGAGAGUGAUCACUUCUGUCUUUGCCUGCCCAUAAGAGGCUUUUCUGUCUGCAUAAAGAUUACAAACACAACUCAAAUACAGCGUGUCAUGCACACUCAACAGUUUUGCUUUAAAACUUCUUCUUUAAAAGAAAUCUGUCCCUAUGUGUCAGCGUCUCGCUCUCUUCAUCACGUGACCUGGUUUCAGUUUGCACGGCUGAGACCAGCCGAUUCAGCUGAAGUGAAAGCAAUCGACUUCCUCUUGAUGAAAUGUUUGCUGACUAUCAACUGGUGCUGAGUCAGCAUCAUGUUAUUAUCUACAUGCACACUCGCACGCAGGCACGCACACUCACACGCACAGUUCACCACAUCAGAUGCAACCAGACGACUGUGGUCACAUGCAGACAGUCACAUGAAGACCGGCUCGUGCUUAUACAUGUACACCCUAACACAGAUGUUAAGUAAACAGAUCAUACAUCCAGAGAUGACUUAUCCACCCAUAUACAAAUAUUUAAAGACUUAACAUGCAAAACUGGAUUAUAUAUCCACAGACAACAUGUAAAAUGUCAGGGGGAGUUAUUUAAGCAUCAUCAAAGAUACGUCCGACAGCUAAAACGCAAAUGCAAAGCAGCUUUAAUGAAGCACCGUUUUAAGGGGGAAAACAUGUGAACCAAGGUUGAAAUAUGUCACAAAUCUACUUGAGUGUGUUUCAAGACUACUGAAGCAAGCCAAAACCAGUAUAUCCACCACCACAACCCAGGUAGGAGUGUCAGUGGAAGCUAAUGCAAAUGAGGGUUUCACAUUUUAAAGAGGUUUUGGGUGCCUAUCAAACAACAUGAUGCUUCCAUAAAAGUCUGUUGCUGCAGAAAAUCCACCAAAACACGUCAAAGCAACCACAUGCACCUGUGCUGAUAAUAAAGCCAAACUUAAAUGCUUAAUGCAAUUUUAUGAGGAUUCACACCCUCUGCUUUUUUUUUGUUGUUUUUUUUUCAAAUGAGGUGUAGAAACCACAGCUGCUCUCUGGACCAGACUGUAAACAAACAGUGGAAUUGGAUACGCCUGCUUUCCUGCAAGAAUUUAAAGUUUGAUCUACAAAAAAAAAAGUUAUUUUUCGGUUAAUUUACUGCCCCUCUUUCAUCUCCUCUUUGUAUGUUUACCUUAGUCUGUCUAUCAUACAUACACACACACAAAAACACACACAGGGCUGAUCUGGCUUUGUAUCCUGGAUCCUGAUCCUGUGUGUAGAUAACCCACUUCCUAGGGAAAGAAAAAAGGGAGCCAGUAUGUUUUCCCACCUCUGCUUGGACCGCAAGAUUGUGUGUUUGUGUGUGUUUGUCUGUGUGUGUGUUUGUAGUCUCACUUACAUCGCUGCCAUCAAUAGCCUACCUUAUCUCUACCAGAUCUUACACACACAAACACACAGACACACACAGACACACUUGUUGCAGCUAUGAAUGCUGUGUGUUGUAGGAGUCUUGGGGAGUAUUGCACAAAUACAGGAUUAAGCUGCGAUAUGUUAGUUAUUCUGGCUGAAUUUAGCCUCAAGUCGAUUGCAGGAAAGCAGGUCAAAUUGAACCCGGUCAAGUUACUCUGCAGCUAGCCUGCUCCAGACCAAGCUAACAACCAGGCUAAGAUUAAUCCUAGAGACUCAUCUAAUAGUUUUACUGUCAAUCUUGUGAGAAUUAAUGCAUUUUACAGCAUUUCUUUGGUUUUCCUAAAUAUGUUGCAUCAUUUUAACUAUCAUGCAUGAAAAUAUUACAAAUAUUGUCAUUUGUCAUUUCAUUGAAGUCUGUCGUCUGUUUGUAAUUGUAACAGUCUUCAAAUAUUCAUCUAAACAUUCAACUCUUCAUUCAUGUGGUACUGUCAAGUCUUAUGAAGACUGGCUGACAAAUUGCCAUGAGAGUUUGGAUGAAUGUAUUAUUGCAGUUAUUGAGAUUUUACUGUAAUACUGUAAUAUGUAGCCUACUUUGAAGUAGCCAAUUUGUGUUGCACAGAUUGAGUAUGUGGACGUCCCUCCCUGAAUCCCCUCUGUCACUGGCCUCCCUUUAUUCAAGUCCAGUGUUAGCUCCUCUGCUGCUGUCAAAUCUUGGCUUAGUGGGCGGGCCCCCAUGCAGUUUUGUGGACUUUUCCUUUUUUAAAAUUGCUACAAUCAAAUAUUCAAUAUCUCAGCAGGCACCUUAUCUUGUUACCGUAUUUGUUUAUUAUCUACACCAAAGGUAGUCACCAGCCUUCAGAAUCUUCUUCAUUUUUGACUUGAUGCCAGAAGGAUGGGUAGAUAAAAUAGACAAACCAAAUUAAUGUGGGGUAAUUACAUGACACAGACACACAAUUUGGAUAAUUCUUUGCACUUCUUACCGAGUAACCUGCACCUCUAUACUUGCCACAUUUAAAGCAAAGUGUACAACUGUUCAUUAGCGGGACUGAAACAAAAACAGGAGUCUAGGAAAAACUAAAGUUAGAAAACAGCAUUAGAUCAAACUUAAGGUCUGAUAGACGUGUGUGUCGCAUGAAUGUGUGAAUGUGUUUAUUUGUUUGGUUUGGGGAUGUUACUACUAAUAGAUUAUUUAGAAAGUCUAUUUGUCUGAUUUUCCAUCUAGUAAAGGUAAACAAAGUAUGAUUGUAUGUCUUCCCCCACUUUCUACUCCCUGUGGCUUUUUUUCCCAGCUGGUUAACAAAGGCAGACAUGACCAAAACUAAAACUCAAGCUCUCCAUGAGCGAUACACAACAGCAGCCACCACCAUGCAGAUUUCAACAUCUUUGGACACAAACAUUACAGACUGGUUUCCCAGACUGGCAAAGCUGGCACAUAGUCUACAAACCAGCAUCAUCAAUGCCUCCUGUGUUUGUGUUUAUGAAGUCGUCUGCGCUUCGUUCUGCAUGACUGUGUGUCUUUACAGAUUAUUUUUACGAGCCUACACUGCAUGUUGAUGUUCUGCGGGUUAAUCCAUUUUUAUGCCCUCAAUAUGUUCUGUAGCUAUCAGUUAUAUCCAGUGUGGCAGAUAUAUAAGUGAGGGUAAAAAUCCAUUUGGUAUUGUUGAUGUCAUAGUAAUAAACUACAUUUUAAUAUGGAAGUAACUGCAAAUUGAUUGUUAACAUUGUUAACAGAGAAUUCCUUGAGCUUGCGUCCCUAGUUUAAUGUUCAGCUCUGCAUACACGGCUGGCUGUCUCUCACUGUUAUCAAAGACAAUAUCAGAUGGCUGGACUGUAUUUAGCCCUGGCUCAGGGUUAGAGGACAUACACAUGAAACACAGACACUCACAGAUGCAGCCAGAGAGCUUGUCAAUAAAACAAAACAUCCUCUAAGAAUAGAGACAUCCACUCUGUUGGCUCAGCUCUCCCCCUCUGUGUUGUUUCUUUUACAUGUUUUUCCUCUACAGUCGGUGUUUUGGUCACUGUUCCCCACGAGUCAUAAAGUACUUUGAAAUUUAAUUAAGUUAUCAAGCAGAUACCAUCUGUUGAAGCUAAUUUAAUGUCAGCGAAGGCUCCAGAACAGCUGACGAUUGACCUUUUAGUUGAUAUUUUUCCAACAUUUUUAAGCCAUUUUUUAAACUGAUGUAACAGAUAGAUAUUCUUUUGAUUUGCCCAGCAAUGUGUGGCAUACCCACACAAAUUUUGAAACGAAAUGGACUAAACCCUAAUCUCUUUAUUCCUUCUUGUCACUGACUGUUACAUUUGUUUUCUGAGUUCAUUUGUGGUAAGAGAGGACUUGAAUGAGAAGUAACUGGCCCAUAUCAGAGGUUCAAAACUCUUUUCUCUGCAUCUGUUCAAGUCAGAGCAGAAAAGUCAGCUUGUAUUUGAUUUGUUUUUUUCCAGGACUGUGAAAUCCUGUCCAAAGAUCACUUUAUAAUCAUGUGUAAAGAAAUGGUGCCACUUCCUUUCUGAAGCAGAAAUGCAGCCAGAUUGGCAAAGCUGUGAUCAGUGAAAAAAUGUUGACCUUUGAGAAGUGUUUCAAAGUGUGGAUAUGAGCUUUAGGAGCAGGAAAACUUGCCGCAAUCAAGGUCACUGGAUUCACUCUCCCAGCCUGGGAUUGUGACCAGCAGCUCAGUGUCUCUGCAGAGCUGAUGUUGAGGUUUUUUAACUUUAUAAAAUGUAGCAAGAAGACGUCAUUGGUAAGGGCAGAUUCUCCUCCAGGGUGGGGUGAACUCUGAUAGCAUGAAAAGCUUGAACAAAUUUGGCCCCGCCACUUUCCAGAGCUGCUAGGCUUCAGACGCUCGAGGCUGACUUUAAAACCUCAUCAGUAAGCCUUUUCUGCUGUGAAAACGUCUCGACUUUAAGGCAGAACAACUUCACAAAGUUUAACCAAAGUCAUUUUAAAGAUAAAAUGAAGCAAUUUUGCAAGACACUUUGCUCUCAUUGCUAGACAUCCUAUUUGGUUUCCAUCCAAUCACUGUUCCUGUCUACUCUGACUCAUCCUGAACCCGAAAUGUCCUGAGACAAACUGGUGUCCUGCCUUCCAAUUUAAUUACCAGGAGCUGACUGGAUGCCAGGGAUGACGGGCGGUGACUCAGAUGUUUCUUUCUUGGGCUUCAUGGCCUCCUUUAAAUCUAAAGUAUUUCCACCAAACAUCAUGAAUCUUCUGCUUUAAUCUACCGAUGGUCUCUCAAAGACCACAAAUGGGCCUGUAAAUAAGUUAAAACACUUAAACCAAUGUGCUGUCUUUGAAUAUAAUGUAUGAUUUCACAACUCUAACACAGUACUUUCAUUGAAUGCUGAUGAAAAAUAUUGCUGAAUUACAAUAAUACCAUUAUAAUGAGUGGAUUUGGCUGCCUGGAUUUACUUUUCGUCUAAUCUCUUGGAUUUACUUGCACAUUACUCCACAUUUAAGAGCCGCUCUAAUCUUAGGUGGAGCUUUGUGGAAAUGUUUCAAAGUUAAAUUUUUGGUGCUGACUGCUCAGAAGAUUUCAAAAGAUUAAUUUAUAACAAAAGAAAAAAAACAACAACUCAAUUUUAAAGCAAUAUACUCUCUAUGUUGGUGCCUUAGCUGUGCCAACACACAGCUAAGGCUGUGUCUGGACACACCCUUGCAGAGGAAACAGGAGGAUUUGAGCGCUAUCUCUCUGUUAAAUUUUGAAGAGUGAGAUAAAAUUUAGCUACACUGAACUUUUGCUCCAGAAAAGGUCUCCCACAAGCUGAUCAGGUUGAAUUUUAGAGGAAAUGCUCACCACACUGACAGACAGGGAGAACUCUGCUGCUUGUGCUGGCUUUGCAUAUUGAAAUAAACAUGAGAACAAUUAUUUUUUACUUGAGCCGCACUAAAGCUUCUGUUAGGAACUUCUAGUUUUUAUUGGUUUUGGUGCCCCCUGUGGACAAAGCAGUCUUUUCACUAAUCCUGCUGACUUUUAACAGUGAAAUUUAUCAUUUAUUGUUAAUAUUUUAUGUAAAAAUGGCAAAAUCAGAGUUGUUCCUUCAUCUGCUUUACUGACACCUACCCUUUCAGGUGUUAAAAAUGAAAAUAUAAAAAUAGUCUGCCUUGUCUCUGAUAAUGUGGUUUACUUUUGGAUAUCGUGAAAAGGCAUCGUUGAGACUGUUGGUCUAUUUAAUUAACAUAAAAAACCCUCACAGGAGCCUUAAGAUCAGAGUUCUCUAUCACAGAAAGCUGGAAAAAAAGUAUUCACACAAAAGCGUCUAAAACGGUUGGUUUUGUAGCGUUUAAUUUAAAAACACUUCAAAGACGUUGAGAAAUGACUAAUACAUGACCUGCUGAGUGUCUCAGCUCCUCUAACAGAUACAAGGCCGAACAGGGAAAAGUGAUCAGGUAUCCAGGAUGAGAGACGAUAACUGGCUUUGUUCCAGUAAUGUCAUUAACACUGUUAGUAAUACUGCACUCAGAGUAAUGGACACACACUGGUGCACACACACUACAGAAGAGAAACAGAACGUGCUUUUACACACUUUUACAAAGAAAAGCUGAUUAAACACAGAGUAAAACUGUUACACUAAACAAUGUGUUGCUUCGUUACACAAUGGGAAGUCACAUCUACCAAAGUUUGCCGUCUGAUAUCUGUCUUCAAACUGGAAAAGCUAAUGCAGCCUUCAAAUGUAAAUGAAGCACAGUUCUAGUGCUCUGAAGUCCCACCAGUGACUCUAAUUGGCUGUUUGUUUGUGUCUGUGGUCCAGUUUUGAUGAUGUGAACUUUUUAAAUGUUUAUGAAAAUCCGUGAUAGAAAUCAAACUUCAUGUUCUGGUAAAGAUUUUGGUGAAUAAGGGUUUGAUCAUGAGUCACCACCACAUUCUUCCAGCCAGAUUUGAUCAGAACAUCAUGUUGUUGACGCUGCAGCAAUGUGGACCUGUUUUAUGAGAAAGCUGUUUCCGAACUUAAUCUCAUAUAUUCAGCUGAUCUCGCACUGCACGACAAACAGCAGAUGUGACUUUUUCAAAGCACUUCCUCUUUUAGGUGGUGUGUCUCAACCAAAACAGAUGAUCGUGGUCAUGUGACCUUUAAAACUCCACUGAGAUCUGAAUGUAGGUGACACAGUGUUCUUAACUUUUGCCUAGACUCUUGGUGCGUUGCCUCACAUGUAUGGAUGUGUAGUGCGAAGAGGAAACUAUUUAUGUUGCCCUCAAAGUGUCCAGUUAGACUUCAGUGUUUUUGAAGUAACGUUUUGUCAUUAGUAAAUAUUUCAGCCAGGCUCUGCUGGUAUGACCAGCAUGCAAGCUAGGCUGUAGUUUUCUGCAGACAGGGCCAACUCCACCAUGUUAUUUGUGUAAUUUUGAGACAAGCUUUUUUUUGGGUGUGCAUACUUUUGCACUUCAUCUUUGCACAAUUUUAACGUGCGUCAGCUUGUCGUUUUAGCUCAGUCUUUUCCUCGUGACUGCAGCUGUACUUUGAGUCUUAGAGACCCUGAGGUGUUGUUGUUACCAAUUCCAGACAGACAGUUUUCUCUGUUUGUGGGCAUUUGCUUACACUUUACCCACCAGGUAAUCUGGGAUCUCUCCUACUCUCCAGUCUUGCCCAUAAAGUUGUGCCACAGCUGAUCAGCUGACUGCACGUGUCCAUAAAAUAGUGCAAAAUCAAAUAGGCUUCUUGUUGGUAAGGUUAGGCACUUACACAUGUAAUGUUGGAGCGUAUACUUAAACUGAAGGGUUAAUGUCAGAGUCUGUCAAAAUGAGCUAAAUCAUGAGGCCGAGUUGGCCUUAAUUCGGUUCAUGUUUCUCAUUAAAUUGACUAACCUACGAGUGACAACCCCACUUCAACAAUACUGAAGUAUCCCUUUAAACCAAAAAAUGUGUGUGUAAGGAACUGUACAAAAGUAAUAGAAAUCAUGAGAACAUUGCAGCUUUAAAAACUUACAUUUGGCUUUGCCAUUUCUUGGUUUCUGUUUCAGCCAGUUUUUGUCUGCAUUAUUUUAUUGAUGCAUUUACAUUCAUGUUGAUUUGAAACAUAUAAGCACUCUGAAGGGUUGAGGUGGUUUUGUCCAACAUGCAGAAAAAUGGAAGAAAAAAAUGUAAAACGUAAAUAUGGACACUUUAGACUGGGAGGGGGACUAAUAAUUGUUGCAUUCUGAAUAUGCAUAAUACAAUGCUGAUGAAAUUUCUGUUCAUGGUCUGCUUUUUCAUGCCCUGAACUUAGCACAGCUCAAAACCUGCUGGCACACUUCUGCUGUCAUGGUGCCAGUUUUCAGACAGACGGUGUUUUGUGCAGCUUUUCCAGAGUGUUUGCAGGAGUGUUCGGCUGUGGGUUUGGUGAGAUUGUUGGUCACAGUUUGGUUUGUAUCGUAAACUCGGUGUAAUUUGUUCCAUGUGUCAAUUCUCAUUCCUCUCCUGCUCUGACACAGAAACAGCAUGUAGAGAGAAACAAAGCAAGGAAAUACUCUUUCAUGGUUUGUCCCGAUGUAACAUUGUCUUAAAGAGGAGUUCUUUGAUUAGUGAUGGAGGGUUUUUUGUUUCACCGGCUUGACAGCAGAAAGUUUAAGUGAACAGGAUGUUCUUCUGUGGUUAAAUCAGUACCAAGCUUAUGCAAAAAUGUGCAAAACAGUUCAUUAAACUUCUCUGUGGUGAAGAUUGCAAAUGGCUGUUGUGCACAUUUAAAUGACUUGACUUAUCUUUAAAAAAAUUUGCAUGUGAGUGUCUGAGGAAGAGGGAGGGGUGCAAGUCAAGCCGUUUGGUGAUGUUUACUUCAGUUUGCCUUUAUCAGCAUCGAGCAUUUGUCUCUGUAUUAGGGCUGGUCGUGUGUGUUGUGUGUUAACUCUGCUGUGGAAUAUUCCAGUAGACAUGUAGGCGGAGUUAAAUCAUCUCAAGGUCUGCUUCGUUCCUGAGCAGGUCUGUGCAGGGUUGGCUUGUUCUCAAACCUUUAGGCUAUGAACUAAAGAUCUUCAGUAAAAUAUGUGGUUUUGAUGCUUUAAGCUGACUCAUACUAUGCGCUGCAGCAGUCACAUUGUAUGUUGUUUAUUAAGGAGGAACCGACUUACUGGCAGGUUGUUAUUUUGAUGAAAAAGAGGAGUGUGAAUGACAGUGUGGAGUCGCACUUGUUGCUGAAAGGAAAAAGAAACAUACCCACAAACAAAGAUCUAGUUCACCCUCUUAUACCUUCUUAUUUCUUGAUCCCCUGUUUCGUGUGCUGGGGUUUGUGGGUAAAAACCUCACAGGGCUGUACAGGGGGAGGAAAUCCAACACACACAGUCCCUCCAGAAGUGGGGAGGCCCCUCUGCGAGACAGGAUGCAGGUGGUGAGGUGCAGUAAUAUGAUGUUUGGUAGGGGGUACAGUAACCAGAGGGGGCACAGAAGAGGUUUAAGGUGGUGAGUUAUGUCCAUGUGUGUGUGUGUCUGUGUCUGUGCAAGGUUAUGUGGCGACACACGGCCAGUAACGUGACUCUGGGGUAGAAGUAGGCCAAGGCUGCUUGUCAGCAGGGUUGUCAAAACCACAAUGUUUGAUGCGCUGUCAAACUGUCAGACAUGCAGAGGCUCACACAGCUUUUUCAAAUUAAGAGCAUGUUAAUUUUGGUAGCUGUUCUACAAAUAGUCUUAAUCUUUGUCUUUAGAUGAAAAUGCAUUUUAGUUUUGUCAAAUUUCAGUCAUUUUUGCUCCUGAAAAUGUUAGUCAGGAAGUUAGUAAGUAAGUUCGUUAGUUAGAAAGUUGAUGGAAAGUUAUUCCUGGAAUAAAACACUGUCCCUGCUGAUCUCCCAAGGUACUACAGGAGAAUGAACCUUACUCCAAGUCAUGAAACAAAACAGUCUGUCUGUGGCUAUAUUUAUUUUCUUUGACUUCUUGCGCCUUUUGUAGGGUGGGGUUGGAGGGUCUAGGCUCAGCCCCCCAUCUCCUAAAGUCAGCAUCUGUGAUCACUGUGAUCUUUAUUUUUGAUUCUAUAAUUCUUCAAUUUCAUCUUUAAUCUGCAAGAGAGGUUCCUCAAAUGUGUCUUUAAACUAGGAUGAGGUUUCGAGGUUUGGACACUGAGCUCUUAACGGUGAUAAACUAGCUAAAGAGCAAACGAAACAUAGUAAGCGGACAUCGCUCUGGUUGCUGAAAUGCCUCAGGGAAAGUCUACAAUAUUAAACAUUAUAAAACAAAGAAGCUCAGAAACAGAGGGGAUAUUCACCUGCGGUGCAUUUGUUGCCAUUAAGUGACAAAAUGAGAACUGCACCCCCCUAACUUUCUCAAAUGCGCUUAUGUAGUUUGUGUGACAGAUUAGAGACACAGUAGGAAAUAAAUUAUAAAUUUUAAAUGUCACACAGUCCACCUCAACUUUGUCAUACUUCCAUCCUCUUAUUAACAAAUAAAAAGACACACAAUUAGGUCGCAUAGUUUUUGCCACCAGUAAUGCAUUUUAAUCUUGUCUCGAAUUGUAAUAAUUUUAAUUAAUGAAAUCAACACUGAUUAAGAUUCAGCGCUAAUAAAUGUGUGAGCCUUCAGUUUUAGGGGAAAAGCUAAGUGGUCUGCAGAUCACAUAAAAAUGAAGCCAGUUUUUAGAGACACAGUAACAUUAUAAUUGUCUUGAUAGGUUAGCAGACAUUAGAUCAGAAAAGGGUGUUUUAAUUCAUCUGACAGUUCUAAUUUAUCACAUCAUAACACUAAUGUAAAUACACAGUAAUUUCACUAAGGCUCUGUGUGUAUUUUUGUUCCGCUUUAUCUUAAGAUGCUAUUUUUUACUCUAAGCUAAUGUAGCAUAAAAUUAGCUAGCUUGCCAGAGGGCCUAAUAUAAACCCAGUUUUUGUUUCUUAUGUCUUCUUUUAUUUGUUUGGCUUACUAACUGUGUAACUGUAUAACUGUCCUGGCUGUAAACAGACUACAGUCUGUUCACUAUGUGAGCCAGUAAGAGUGCUAACCAGCUAGUCUGUUAACCGCCCAGACUAAAAAUAAUCUUGGAUGACUCGGCUAUUAGUGUCUCAAAGCUAGCUGACACGACACACAGCAGAGUCCUCUUCUCUCCUUUCCUACAUCUCAACUUUGCUAAUGUUAUGCUAGCCUAGCUAACAAAUAUCUAGAAUCUGAAAAUAGACUUGAGCUCCCUGUAUUUUGAGCUUUGGGCCUCUUGACCUGAAGGAGACUCUGGGUGGCAUCAAUACAUGCUAACACCAUUUCCCCGAAUAUCCUCCACCAGCAGUUUUUCAUACUUUUGCAAAAGGAUUAACUUGUUUUUAGGGGCAUUAAUUAAACAGUGUCUCUGAACUUUUUAAGGAUGUGUUAGUUUUGUUUUUUUCGAUUCACAAUGACAAAACUAAUAGUGUUACAUAACAGAAAUAAAAUAGGUCAAGGCUGAUGCUUGCCAGUUGGCGUGCUUGCAAAAAUUAGUUAACCAAGUCACGUGCAGCGCUGUCAUUUCCAUUUGAUAAUAUUUACUUCAGGCUUUAUAUUUUGUUGUCUUGUUAACUCACUGAAAAUUUAAUAAAAAUAAGGAUUUUAGUGCACUUAUAGGUAUUAAGAGUGCUUCAGUCUACGGGAAACCAGAGGCAGCUGUAAGAUAUCACAUCUUCCUUCAUAACUCACAGAUUCCUUGAAAUACACAUUUCAUCUUUUGAUUUAAGAAAUGUUAUCAAAACUUUUUAUUAAAAAUUUAGCUUAUUAAGACAAAACUGAAAAGUACAAUGUAGUGAAAAAAGUCGAUAAAUUUGUUGUAGAAACCGACUGUAUCACCAAAGAACAAGCACACCUAGAAGUAAAUACAGGUAGGAUCUGGUAUCUAUUGAUGUUACCAAACUUACUCAUGAACUUAAUUUAAAUGUCUUUAAAUAUUUCCCACAAUGUAUAAAAUCAACUGAAAGUACAUAAAGUUUUGCACAAAACUUUGCAAAUAUUCUCAAAGUAGCUUGAUUUUUAGGAACUGAAUUGAGUCAAAAUUGUGUGUUUUUUUUCCCCCAAAACUGAUCAGCUAAUGACUGAGAACGAUUUAUGUGAUGGUUCAAGAUAGACACAUUGACAUAGUCUGUUUUUGUGUCAUAAAAAAUGUAUGAUAACAGCAUGACUUUCAACAGAAUAUGCUCAAUGAAGUAAAUUUUAAGCAUGACUCUAGAAAUCAAAUCAUGAUGUUAUUGUAGUUGCUGCCGAUCUGUUAGGUGUGAUAAAACCAAAUAUACCAAAUACUAACACUUUUGUUAGCAUGGGUAAAUCAUAUGAGUUUUUUCACUAAUAGCCUCACAUUUAUUUAAGUUUAACAUCCAGUCACUUCAGAUAGCAAAACGCAGCACUUUAACACUUAAAAACUCAUGUUUUUGUGCAGUGAUCCCAUUUUUUAUUUGAGUGUCUGUUCUGGUGACUUUAGUGCAAGUUGCAUUUCAGAAUCAGGUGGUUCAGUCAUCAUACAGGCAGUGUACAUGGGCAUACAUGAAUGUUAUUUAUGGCAGCCUGUCUUGUUAAACUGGAUAAACCUGUCUGCAGAGUGACAAAUUAGACUGUCAGGAACUUUUUGUCUCUAGCCUUGGUAGCUGAAGUUUUAAAGCUUUCUGUGACAUAAGGAAGACAUUUCCUUUGUAUUCCUGUAGCAAUGAGGCUCAGGUGAGACUGGGAUUAAUUGAGACGUCAGAGGGGAUAAAACCAAGUCAGUGGGGGAGGUGUGCAUGAAUGUUUUAAUAACUCCAUGGCUGUGUUUGUGCGUGAGAGUAUGUAUAAGAACAGCAGGUAUAUUGCGUCACAUACAUACCAGCCAGUAUGCUGGUAUAAGCUUUGCGUUAUGAGUAAGGGAUUUGUCAUUGAUGCUUGUGCACGUUGAUACACAUGUGCCCCCCCCCCCCCAACCCCCCCACCCCCACCCUGCUCUCUGCACUGCAGCAUGACUGCACCAUAACACACAUACAGUCUCUGGCUACCUCUCUCCUCCCCUCUCAAUGCUUAUCCAUGCCAUCUGUUUCCCAAAGCGAGGAAUAUGGUCAUGUUUGUGGGAAUAUCAUCCACAGCAUGGUAAUAAUGGGUGUUAAAGUGCAUGUGGUGUUUAGCAGGAAAGCCUCUGUAAUACAUGAGGGUGUAGAUGUCCUCUGAGUGUCUCAUCUGCUGCCAAGUAUGAGUGUGUGUAAGUGACAGGAAGAGAGUACACAACCCCAGACUGGAGAGUCUGUGGACCUCAGUCACACUGUCUCAGUUAGAGACACAGAAAUGUCCAGAAGACUGAACAUCUGCCUCUGACAUUUUGUUGAAGUUAACCCAAAAGCAGACGCACAUAAAGCCACGAGCAUAAAACCACACCACGGGCCCUGUCGGGGACUUUAGGCUUAGUGUUUAAGUCUAUGAUGUAUGUUUCUUCACAAUUAAUGAGCAGUCAAUAAUUUUGUGCUUCAACUUUUAAAUAAACAUUUUAGUGAAAGCUGUGUAGCAUAAAUACAGACAGAAAUAUCCUUUUUUAUUUGUUUGCCCUUUAAAUAAAAGAGAAUAAAUGCAGACGACAGGAAAUAAAGGGAUCUAACAGGAGAGGUGAAAAGUCCCAACAAAGCCUGUGUCUUCAUUAAACUAAGGAUAAGUGAACAUUUAUACAGUGGACCUGUUACAUAAAAAGGACCAGACAGAAACACAACAGUGAACGAUUCAUGAAUGAGCUGACAAUAAUCAUAUGAUAUACAGUUUGUAAGGAUAUUCAUAGACCCGCUAAGAUGGGUCUGUAAUCUCACCUGCCCAUCUCUCUUUUUCUCCAUCUCCCUCUCUCCCCUCUCUGAACCCAGCUCAGUCUCAGCAGAUGACUUUCUAACAUGAGUCUGGUUUUGCUCGAGGUUUCUACCUAAUUAAGGAAGUUUUUAUCCGCCACUAUAACCUGCUAAAUCCUGCAAAGUGAGUCUGAACUCAUAAAAUAGGGCUUAAUCUGAUCCCAUUUGAUAUUUAUGUUUUUCUGUAACUGUAUAACCUUAAGGUUUUUUAAGAUUUCAUGAACAAUUACCCCCAAAUAAGCUGAUUCCAUCAGGUCACGGAUCUGUUUUGGUUUCCAUAUUUUGAAAUCCAGUCUGUUUUUCCCGGUCUGUCGCUUUCUUUCCCCUUAUAUUGUCUUUCUUACCCCCCCUUACAGAAACAGAUCAACACAAACAUCUAUAGGCACGGCAGUAUGUGAACCUGAUACUGAGGUCUCUGGCCUUGUAAUCUAUAUCUAGCUCUGUAUGGGUCAAUGCUGUUUGUGCGUCAUGUUCGUCGCGUUCACGUGCCUCGCUGGUGUGUGACACAAAAAACCCGUCCAGACACAAGCUGAUGGGAACAGAGAUUUGUUUUUUAGAGGUCAGUGAAGAAUGUAUUAAAUUACUUAGAGUGAUACAAUACAAAUUCCCCUAAAUAUGCAGUAAUUUAUCAUAAUUAUUUAAAUAAGCAGUCCUUAUCCAAACAUUAAAAGGCAAAAAAUCCACAUACCUAAGAACCUGGAGGCAUUCAAAGUUGUAUAGUUACACUUUUUUGUUGGAUCGAUUGAUGUUGACUCUGUUUACACCUGGACUUCUCCUGUGUUGUUGGUAAUUUGAUCACAAAUUUGCAGCUCUGGCGCAACUGAAAUUUGUCUCCUUUUGUUUUGAAUAACCUCUAGAGAAUAGGUUUAACUUUCUGGCUUUAUUCUCAGACAAACAAGUCUAUUAUUUUUGUCUGCAAAGACCGAAUUAAUCAUGUUUUGGACCAACAGUCCAAAUAGGAACUAGGCAGGGUGUUCACUCCAUCCUUGAGUAUCCAUUAAGCAUGUUUUUGUUGCUUCUUCCUGUUUUGCACUUUAAUAUAACACUACUGAAUGAAUUUUCCACUUAUGAGGAUAACAGGCUGUUAGAGGCUUACUCCAAAGGUGGUUUGAGCAAUUAGAUAUGAGUGCAUCCCCUGGACCAUACUUAAUUACAUUACCAUGAUAAGAUUCAGCUCCGUCCUGGAGGCAGGACUUCGUCUGACUUCAUGUUAAUCCUUCAUCAGCAGAGCACUUUGCAGCAUUUUUCAAGUUACAGUGGCAAAACAAAACCUCAGAGCUGCAGAAGCAGACUCAUGUUGGACAGUCAUCUGGAAGACUGUUUUGGGAUUUGAUUGGAGAAUAUGGGAGAUGCUGAAAAAGAAUUAUAGAUCGAGACCCAGGAUUAAUUUUUCUCCUUAAGCUUAUAUUUUCCAUGAUAACACACUGGAUAUAAAUGACAGUAUUGCAACACACCAAGCAUCAACAUGUGAAGCAGACUCUUAAAAAUAAUCUAUCACACAGAGAGGGACUUCAAGUACUAAAUGUAGAAUUGCUGCAACAAGAGAAAUGAACCAAAAACUAUUUCACUCCCACAGAGUCCAGUUUUCUGCAUGCUUGUUCUUAUUGAUUAAACAAAAGCAUGUCCACAUGGUUGGGUGUCAAAUCAGGGGCGGAACCAGGUCACAAUCAGUCCAACGGCAGAAAAUUGAUGCACAGAAGGCACUCUGUAGCCUACUUUGCCAGUCUGGGAAAUCUCUCUGCAGACUUUUUACCAGUCUGUCUUCUUUGUAUCCAAAGAUGGGGAUACGUCCUGGUAAAAAGUUCCUGUUCUUGUACCUGAUGAAAGUACCUGAUGUCCUUAGCGGUGGCUGUAGGUGACUCCUUAAAAUGGGUAAUAGCAUUUAUAAAACUGAAUGGUCAGAAUGAGAGUAUCUGUUCUAUAUCUGUAGGAACAUAAAUGAAAGUGAAAUGAUCUGACUGGCUGUUGGAAUCAGGACUGCAUUAUGGUGUGUUGUUUUCUGUUUUUUUUCUGCCUGCCGAAAGAAUCUUCGACAUUUACUUUCUGCUCCGCCACUUUCUGCAGAACCGUUAUACAGACGUCAGUGAAGGGGGUCAGCGAUCUUUGAGUGGAGUUAAAAUUGUCAGCUGCUGAACCCCUAAGCCCUGUUUCACUGAAACUCAAACAAAAUUGUAAAGAGGUCAGGUUAAAGUGUUUUUGACGGCAAAAAAUUGUAAAGAAGUCAGGUUAAAGUGUUUUUGACGGCAAAAAGAUUCAGAAAAAUGUCAAGCUAAAAACACGCUGGAACUUAAAACCCUCAACCUGAUUGACAGAUAUGUCAAACAAGUUCCUGACAGGAUGUUAGCAGGCAGAAAGUCCCUCUUUGGCAGCUCCAUCCAAGCUUCUGUGCAGGUACAAAGUGUCCACCUGCUCUGCUGAAGCAAAUAUUGUCACCUCGAGUAUCAAGUGGCUGAGCAGUUUGCACAAGAACAUGCAAGCUAUUUUACAGUGCAAGAAACCACUUAUUUGCAAACUGACACUGUUUGUUCCAUACAUGAUCAGGCUUGCAGACAUGAGACAGUUUCCUCAUGUUACCUGUAACAUUAAAGAGAGACGGUGAGAGAAACAGUAGAAGAAGAAGGAGGAGGAGGUGGAGUGAGCUUGGCCUGAUUUUACGCCAGUGUCUCAGGUAAUCUGGUCUGCAGCACAAGAAUAAACACUAACUAAAAUAGACAUGGGUUAUAUGUGCUGUGUGUGUGUGCAUGUGUGUGUGUGUGUGCAUGUGUGUGUGUGCGUGCUCGUUCACAGGUUCAGAGAAGUGGCGUGUAGGUUGGUGUGUGAAAUACAGGAAGUGACAGACUCUUAAUUUGUCAUGACCUUGGACUUGACGGGCAUCUCUUUCACCUCCUUCUGUUUCCCUCUCCUCUGUUGUGUUUUUUUAUUUUUAUUUUAAGGCAGUAAAGAGCUCCUCUGCAGACUUUUCCACUUUGUUUGUCUCUUUUUCCCUCAUCUCCCUUCAUUAUGCUGCUUUUUUCCCUCCUCUCGUGCUCUCAUGUGAGACUACGUUGUUUACGUUGGCUCUCAGAAAAGCUGAGGUGUAAUUCUAUAUAAGCUCAGCUCAUGUUACGGACACACAAACAGUAUGUCUACAGACACAUAAUCAGAUAACAUUGACUUCUUUGUGUGUGAGUGUGUUUUGCAGGACUGAGCAUUACAGGUACAAGCAGGGAAAGAGAUUCAUACAUGCAGGGAAGCACUGUUUCUUGUUUUGUUGACUUUUUCACAAAUUUUCCUGUUCAAAAAUAAAGGUUACAAGCAAUAAGCACAGACUCACAUGCACCAAACACACAGGUUGCAAAUUUUAGCCCUCACCCAAACCCUUUCUCAGUCUCUCUUCAGAGGAAUUAAUUGUUCCUCAUGUAUUCAAAUGUAUUCAGCUGCUGUGUCAUCCUGGUUCACACCCUGACAACAUGUUUCUGUCUCAUUGAAUCAUCUGUCUUAUUGUGCUCUGGCAGGUGUGGUGUAGCACAAUAUUUCAGCUCACAACAAACCCAGGAGCUAAAGUUGGCCUGAUGCUGCUGAUGCAAACAAAUCCUUUAAGAGGUUUAUUUUUUUAAUGUUUUAACGCGAGGUUGUGUGAGUUACACAUCACUUACAAGUGUGUUGGUUCUGCCUCUUUAAUAACAAACUGCCAGAAAGACCUGCAUGUGGGCUAGGCUACAGUUUUCUGCAGACAGGGCUGAGUCUGAUGCAUAAAUUGGUGAAUUUUGAGGGAGUCUGACCCCCUCCUGGGAAAUGUUCAGUGCUUUUCCAUGGCAAAGCCCAAGUAGAUGUAGCACAAAUGCAUGCUCCUCCACCUGCAGCUAAUAUGGUCCAGGCUGUACAGGUUACCCUUACACUCUGAAUUUUGAUACUUUACAAUGCUAAUACUACUAAUACAAAUUAGUAGUGACAUGUAACUAGUACAGGGUUAGGAUUAAAACAAACUGAAAUUAUAUUAACUGGAAUAACUGGAAUGUGGUAAUUUGCCAAAUAAUAAUUGAAUCCUUUCAUGGCAUUCUGGUUUAAAAUACAAGAAUAUGUCUCUUAUUUCCACCUUUAUUUUAACUGAAAGGAUUUUGUUAGUGUAAUAUGGUUGUAAAUUGAAUCUGUUUUGGUUUUCGGGCAUCAGUCAAAAACUUAACAGCUACAGUAUAUGACAGUUUUUCUGACAUUUUCUGGAAGAAACAAUUUCCUUUACAGCUUGUUUUCAAUAAUAAACUAAUGCAGAAUGGAAAUAAUCUGCUGCCUUAACAAGUGUGGCCUUGGCACUGAAGCAAAUGGACUUCUGAUUGUCAAAUAUGGAUUUAUAGCCUGAAAAACGGAGACUGCUUUUGGGAGAAUCAAUUCUCCCAAUUAAACUCUUCAAAUGAGCAAGAAUUAAAAGUCACUCAAUGAGAUGUUUUGGACUGAGCCCAUGUUUUCAGCACCCCCACCUCUCUGUGUGUGAGAAGCAAUUGUCAAUAUGUUAAAACAUGUGUCUGUGUCAAGUCUGUGCCUGCAUGUUGCCAGUUUAGGUGUCUGAGCACAUCCUGUUCCCUCUCUGGCAGCACGCCCUGCCCUGUAAUUUCCUCAAAAUUCAGAGGAUAAUUAGCAUGUAUCUGUUGUGUAUGUACUGUAUAUGAUAGUCUGCAAAAGGGAGAGGGGCUGUUACAUAACCUGCUGCAAUAUGUGAGACGCUGGGGAGGGGGCUGUGCGCGAGUGUGUGAGGGUAAAAUAUUAAUGACCAUCUUGAGUGCAUCGUGAAUGUUAAUAGGGACACGUGAGGGAGAAUAGAGGGGGGUGAAGAGAGGAACCACAGGAUGAGAAGAGCAGGUGGAAAGAUGGAUGCCCUGGUGGGAUCUGCACCAAAGUGUCUGGUUCUGCUCAAGGCUCCUGCCUGUUAGAAGAGACUUUGUCUUUGUCACUGUGGCGUGACCAAGUGGUUGCUCAUGUUGCAUCAAUACUGAGUUUCUCAUCAUAAAUCUAAAAAUAGGACAGUCUGGACCUGCUUUAGUGAAGGGUAAUUUUGAUUUGGCUCCACAAGUUUAAACUCGUAGCUUUGGUGAAUCAGCUUCCCUGAAAUGACUGGCAGAUUUUCAUUUUGUCAAAUCAUGCAUAAUAAAAUCAUAAUAAGUUCUUGUAAGUUUAGAAAUGCGCACUGACAGCUGUCACGCACAAUACAUCACUCCUAAUAGCAAUGACUCUGGACACGCCUAUCAGGGUAAAUGAGUCUGAACUGGCUGACAGGUCUAGCAACACCAGGCCUGGAUUUGAGUUUGCACUAAAACGUUUGGACUACCCCAGGUUCCUGCCUGUUAAAGAGGAUUUGUGUCUGCUGUUGUAAAGUGUUUUCUCAUGCUGCAACUUCUCCAAAUAUCGAAGUAUAAUUGUGAUGCAGCUUUAUGUUUGUGUCAUCUUUAUAUGUUCCUCCAUCAUCUUCAUCUCUUCUUCCUCCUUCAUCCACCUGUUUACACACGUCCUCCUUUUCUUGCUUCUUCCCUGUUUUCCUCCUCUCUCAUUUUGUUUACUUCCCCAGUUUCUUCUUAAGAGGCUUGAUGAGGGUCGUAGCAUUGCGAUGACGUGUGUGUGUGUGUGGGUUGUUCACAUGGCAAACUGGUGUGUGUUGGGUGUGAUGAAACGUGCUGGUUGUAAUCCUGCUGCACAAAAACACACUCUGGAAUUUAACUCUGCAGGAAAUCAUAUUGAACGCCCUGUAGUCUGUUUUUCUCGCUCCCUUUGAGGCGUGUUGUUCACCCGGGUCCUUCACGCCUCUUUUUUUCCCUGUUCAUAUCUCUCUCAUUAUUUCACAUCACACUAGCCCCUCUGUGUGCGGGGAACAGAAGCUCGAUUCGUAAACAUUUUAGGUCAUAAAAAACCAUGGCAUGCUUGUACCCCUCUCACCCGUUUUCACAGACGGUCCGAGUGUGCGAGUAUUUAUCAUGUGCUCAAACCGAUUACACUCUCUGAAAAUGGACUCUUUUCAUCAGAGAGGGCGCACGUGUGUGGGGUUAUAGCAAGUCGACAUUUCUGCCUCCGGCCCUAAACGAGGUGACUUCAAUUUCCCCACUCUGUGCUGCUCACGUCAUGAAAUUAAAGGCUUAUUUUUGUCAAUAUGACCACCCUGGUGUAUUAACUCAGCUGGCGCCAAUCGGCAAAAAAUCCAACAUUGACCAAAAAUAGUAGUACAUUUUUCUCAAACAUGUUGGCAACACAGUGAGAGAAUUGGAGCCAUUGAUUACUCAAGAUGAAGAGAAUUUGAUACAGUUUUCUGAAUAUGUGCUUAUAUGUCAGCCACCCUGGACUUUACUGUUGGAAGCUUGUGUGCUUCCUCAAGGCAGCGUUGAUAAAGCAGUUUGGGGUUAAAAAACAGCUGCUGCGUCAGAUAAGAGACUCUGUUACAGAAGCUCAAUUGUCCCCUAUUUACAUGUUUCAGAUCUUUGGAGAAGCCACGGAGGUCUGUCCCUGCUGGCAACGUCAUUUUUUACUUGCAAAAAGAUGUGUGGACCGCACUACAGUACAUCCAGUGUGGCCACGCCUCAGGCUGUAUGAAAAGAUGGCUGACAUAAAAACUCCUUUGAAAUGAAGCCUAAAGUUGUUGACUGGCUGCAAUAUGAGCAUUGAGCCCUGCCUCUUCCAUGUGAACAGAUGGGACAUGGUUCAAACAUUAAAAUCUGAAUACAUUUAAAAUCAAAAUGGUUUCUGUCCGUUUUUGUCACUUAUACUGAUUCCUAUAAGGUCCAAAUGUUUUUUUUAAGUUUAUUUUUAAAGUAGUUACUUGAUGCUGUUGGAUGGCCCCAGCUAACCCAGAAUGCUGCAGCCAGAGUCCUGACACACACCAGUAAAUCUGAACAAGCACUUAUUGGCUACCCAUUCAAUACAGAAUCAUUGUGGUUCUGUUCAUGAUGGCCACAGGCUCUUUUUCAUCAUGCCUUCUCCUCCUCUCCUUGUUCUAUUCUCUCUCCACCUAAUCUGGGUUGAACAAUUAUGUGGUUCCCUGUGAUAGAUUAAAUUGUUGUUCGGGUUUUUGAGCUUGGUUUUUAUGGUCAUUAGAGAGAACUGGUUGGGUAAAAUUGUUGUUCAGGCCUGCAAUCAAAAAACAAACAGUACAGCCCCAACUUUAGCUUCCCCAGUCAGUUCUCACUGCAUUACCUGAGCUGUGUGUGUCAGGUGUCCUCACGUUCAAUCACAGGUUCAUGCUGAUCAACCUGAAAAACUGACACGACAGGAAGGAUCUCUACUGAAAUAUCAGCUUGUGAAGUCAUGUCUGAAACCCAGCGGCUGUAACUAACUGGUGUUUUUUGUUUUUCUCUCCCUCUCCACACUUCUCCACCUGACCAAUGGGAAACCUACUUUGCACCUGCGCCUCACCUGCAGAUUGAUCAGCCAAUCGAUGGGGAUUCUCAGAGGAGCUCCGCCUACCUGCACCGCCUGCCCUCCUCCUCCACCUCCUCCCCCCUCCCCCUGCAGCCUCCCCUUUGCCCCCGCCCCCUCUGUCACACAGCCCUCCAUUCAGCCCCCCUCUAUACACAAAAUGACUCUGGAACUCACCGAGUGGUCCUCUAUAUGGAUUUUUACAGCCUGUAAUAGACAGUAAGAGAAAGAGGGAGUGACCUCAAUGACAAGAAAGCCAUAAACAAACCUACACACACCACAUACACACACACUCUCACACACACACACUCGCACCCACACACACACACACAGAAAGAAGAAAAUGCACAAACUUGCUCUUGGAAUGUAACACAAUUUCUUCCAGUGAAAAGUCACCCACUCCCAUCGAUUUUGGGAUCAUCAGCAAGCCUUCUGGGAGUUGGUUUCACCAAAUUUUUGUUUUUCUUUUUAAAGGCCAGACAAGGAUUAAAACCUGUUGAAUUUGGAGCUGCGUUGAUUUUUGGAGGACAACUUGAUUUUUUGGGACAAAUUUUUGAAGCGAUUGCUGAUUGAUUGUUCCUCUUUGAACAGAUCGAGGCUCAAUCCUUCGAUAGUUUCUGAUUAUAUUUAGAGUAUUUUCUAAGUAGGACACAGCUCGAGAUAUAACCCCUGACCUUGAUGCUGGGACACUGUUAGUUCAUUUGGAGAAAUUGAUCCCUAUCCUUUAGAAAUGAUAAUGAAUAAAUGUGUUAAUAACCAGCAUGUUACUACCACGAGUUGCACUUUGUAGCUUGUAAAGAUUGUACUCAAGAUUCUUCCAGAACGUUAGACCUAACCUAAAGCUUUAGCUCAACUUUCUUAGAUUUUUCAGUGUGUUGGAAAGGGUGCACUUGUUUUCUCAUCGCGUGCAUGCCCUCCAACAUGCCUCCCCAGAACACAGAGGCUGACACUAUGCAGGUCGGAUCUGUGGUGGGCGGGGUCAACGCCAAAAACUCCACUGCAUCAGGAAUGGAUGAGGAGAAAGGAGGAGCAGCAGGCGAGACGGAUGGAUCGGGAGACGGCGGCGGAGGAAAAGGGGGAGGAGGAGGCACAGGAGGGGAGGAGUCAGCAAGCGAAGGGUCUAUAGAGGGCAUCCCGCUGAAGAGAUGGGUGAUGCACGGAGCCGUGAUGUUUGGACGCGAGUUCUGCUACGCAAUGGAGACAGCACUGGUGACACCAGUUCUGCUGCAGAUCGGUGAGUACAGAGUCCACAAACACAAAGUCACUGUAGCUGCCCUGUAUGGAAACAUGACCAAGAAACUAGUGUGUUCAUGUGGAGACAUUCACUCUCUAAUCAAUCAGUAGGUAGGUGCACACAUUUAAAUCCCUGGAAACGCACUUAACACUGCGCAUGUUUGCUACUUUUUUCGAGUUGGUGUCCAUAAGAUAAUCAAAGAUAAUCUAUUAGUGAUUAUGGAUGGUGUAACUCUUGUCAAACCAUAGACCCGGUAUAGUAUGGACAACAUGACUCCGCCUCCUAUCAUUGUACAAAUUAUUACUCUUGGUAUUUCCAAGAUUUUCUCCAUUUUCUGAAACUGGCAUUUGCGCAGUAGUGUUCAGCGGGAGAGUCGCCAUAAUGACACUCUGCUAAAAACUGCAUAUACCCCGGAUGAGGCUCAUAGGCUGUAUCAAGUAUCGAUACAGCCUAUGAGCUGUAUAUCGAUUUAUAUUCCUUGUGAUUAAUUUUGAAGUUUGUCCUCAGCUCUAUUAAGUUUGCUGGAGGAGGCGGGGUUUAUGACCUAUACUGCAACCAGUCACCAGGGGGUGCUGUUCUUGCGGAGGCUUCCCCCAGCAAGGAGGCAGAUGAUGUCCAUUCUAUAUACAGUCUAUGGGUCAAACCCGUGCAGAGUUUUUCUAUUUGUUCCUCUUAUUCAGGUUUUUAGUGAUCAUAAGAAACUCUGAACAUAAAAGGGUUUGUUUGCCAUGACGUUACUCUGGCAUUUAAGAGGGCACCUUGGCAGCUCCACUCUGCACAUCCUGUUCACCUUGUGUCGAUGGACUGCCACUGGAUAUGCCAAGAGAUUAGCACACACACACGCGCACACACACACACACACACCACACACACAGCUUCAUCUUUGACAGCCUUUGAGAAUUUGCCAAGUCCAAAUUCAUCAAGAGUACACUGGAGCCCUCAGGGGGGACGGAGAGGGUGUGAAGAGAGAAAAGGCGACGAGGAGAGGGGAAAGAAAAAAAAGAGGAGAGGGAGUAAGAAUUGGAAAGAGAGAGAGAGACAGACAGAGAGAGAGAGAGAGAGAGGGAGAGAGACAAAGAGAGAGAUAAAAGAGCAGUAACAGCCAUAACCUUGUUGAUCAUUCAAAGUCCCUUGCAGUCUCUUUUAUCCCCUUGCUUCCUUUUCUCUCCAAAUCUAUCCUUCCCCCUCAGUGCUGUUCUGUGAUAUCCCUGCUUACGUAACCACCGCUACAUGAGUGGCAGGACGCUAUGUGGCCACCGUGACUCCUGGCCGGCUCACCCGGGAUGAGUCUUCUUGGGAAGCCAGCCUUUGAAAACCAAGAUCGGCUCACUGCUUGAAGUUUAGAAGAUUUUGCACCUUUCCACCAGAACUGCUGUAACCCCUUCUUAGGCUUUUUUCCCUGGGACGUGCUUUCCCUCUAUUUUUAGCCCAGAUUUUGCAGCUCGAGCCGAUUUUUGUAGAUCAGGAUGUGUCUGAGCCCCUCUUUGGAGAUUUCAGAGGUACCACAGCUACAGAUUACUUUGCGAAAAUGAAUAAAAUGACAGGAGGCAGAGCAGUACCUCGCUGAGAGUCACCACUGCUUUGGAGAGUUAAUCCAGCCUUGUUGGUCUUUUCAUGUGGCUAAUUGACUGCUGUUGAGUUUGACCUUUAAUGCUGAUCACUGGUAGAGAGGAUUGGUUCCCAUCACAAUAAAUUAUGAAGGAGAUUCACUCAGGUGAGCACAAACCUCCACAAACACUGCUAAGGUUUCUUACACAUGUCUGAGGCGUGUUUGAAUGUUUGAAAUUCAGAUUGUGGGCAUACAGACAUCCUUCUCCACCCCAGAGUUUCCUGCUACAACAGGGAGGACAUGAUGAGAGCAAAAAACCGAAAGAAAGGAGCAGUACAGCAGGACUAGAAGAGCUGAAAGUUGGUGCUGAAAAUGUUUGGCAGAGUUGGUUUGAUCUGCAGUCGGAUUAAAAUUUUUGGUGUUAGUCGGUGUCUUGGCCAAUCCAGUGUUCAUGUGGAAGUGCUGGUUAAGACCUGUUUUGGUAAACCCACAAACACUCUUACUCCAAAAAUUAAUCAGUAAGACUUAAAGCAGUUUAAAGUUCUGUUUUUCAUUCUUGUAGUGUUGGGUUGUUCGCGAAUGGUUCGUUCAAAAGAACCAAAUCUUUUAAGUGAACAUACUGAACCGAAUCACUGCCAAAGCACGCAGCAUUGCUGGAUGAGCAGCCAACGAGUGAGGUACCACAUGCGCAAACGCCUGAAUCUCUUGGUGAUCGAAUCACACACUCUCUGGAAUUGUUUUUGUCUGAGGGAUACACUUUUAUGGUGACAUUUAUUCCCCGUUGUUUUAAUAGAUUUAGUUCCCAAUGAAACAAAAUUAAAACGUUAGGCUGGCAGUAAUGAGAAAAGAGUGAGACGCAACAGCUGUAGUAAGCUCUUGACAGGAGCAACGGAGGGAGAUAGGAAUGUGUUGUGUUCAAGUGUACCUUGGAAAAAAACUAUAUAUUUUUUAACUCUGCUAAAUUGCCACUACAACAACUUGUAAGUAGUGUAUACAACCCUCAUUUUGAGGAAUGCACGAUUGAUCUUAGCAUUGCAAAAGUUUGCAAGGGAACGGUGCAUGUUCAGUGUAAAUUUUUCACCGCAUGUACUGUGGGGUAAACGUUCAGUGAACGAAUCACUCACUGAGUCCCAGUUUACCCAGUAGACCUGAUAAACAGCAUAUCAUUGGACAGUACACUUAAAACAUCACGAUAUAUAAACAAGUUCAUUUUUACAAACGUGUUUGUCAAAGCAACACAACCACAACACUCUUGUCCCCUGGUCCCAGAAGCCGUGAACUGAACUGAAACCUGAACUCUUCAGCUGUGAAUUAGUUCAGGAAGUCGGAGUCACAGGCUCCUCCUGCCAGGCGCUGAAUGAUUUGGUGAUGCGGUGAACAAAUCUUUUGAACGAAUCUUUUUAAUGAACUGAUUCUAAUGAUUCCGUACAUCUAAAAGAGCUGCCAUUCCCAUCACUACACCCUUGAUCACGCUCAGUGUAGUGUGUCUGAGGAGACGGUUAAAUAAAUAGAUAAAUAAAUAAACAUAUUAGAUCAUGUGCAUUUCCCCCAGCCCCACCCCUUUACCCAGUUCCCCUGCUAGCAUCCAGACAUGUUUAGUGAGAUCACAUCUACCCCUGUCCAGCUCCACAGGCAGCACUCCAACUAUCGGUAAAACAGAUAUCGACCUCCUAUUCCUCCAUGUGGUUCACCCUUGAUGCACUGUGGAGACCGUCUGUAGCUACUGGAAUUAGCUGGAUAGCUGGUAAGCUGGCUAGUUGGCUUGCCCUGAGUGAAACCAUUGUGUGUGUCUGUAACCCCCACAACACUGGGGUCAGGGAAAGAAAGAGGGUGUGUGUGUCGGUGUGUGUGUGCAGCAGGCACAGUUUGGUCAAGGAGUCCAUAUUUACACAGCCAAAACAAAGGAGAAAGGAAGCUCUACCUUACAAGGUCUUGUUCAGAGGGGGUGCAGGACUCAAGUCUGACUCAUACAAGGACACAGGAGGUUUCAUCCAAAGACUGCUGCACUCAUGACAUCAUUUUUAUUAUUACAGAAAACAGCAAAUCAGAGCAGAAAUCUGUUGUUUAGCAGAACUGGUUGAACAUGGAUUCGUUUCCUGCGAAAAGGAGCAAAGUGUGGAAAUUGAAGGUCUUCUGAAGCGACAAUAUUCAGCCUCUCCUCCCCACGUCGAUCACUAACAGCCUUCGAAAGGGUUAUCCCGUGUCAGAGCAUCACCUUGUUUCUAAGUUUGGUUGAAGGAAACAAAACAUUUAGUGAGACAGAAAGAAGACAGACCAGUUUAGAGGAUGAAUAGAAAUAGAAGGAAGAGGAAGAAAGAAAGAGAGAUUUUCUGAGAAGAAGAGAGAGAAAGAGAGAGUGGAGACUCAAGGAGGAGGAGAUGAGGUGACGAGCGCAGACGGCGUGUUGUGUCUUUUUUGGUGAGGAGUCUGGAGUAUUACAUAACUAGGAGCUUUUUCAGAACUGAGCUCAAAGUGACGCAUUAAAGCGGCUUGAGCAUCACAGUCUGCUGUGAAGACGAAUCAAAGGAGAGAGAAACAUCUUUAACAUCGUCUGUUCAUAUUUGAUCGCAGCAGCUCAAUAAUUAGCAAGGAAAACAGGAUUAUCGACGUAAAGGUCUCAGAUCAGGGAUCUUAGUGGACUCAAAGUCCAGAAAAGUCAAACACACUCAGACAAAAUGAAAUGAAUUAACAGAAGCUGGUAAGCCUGAUUUCACAGUUACGGAAAUUUAGGUGGAAGUAAAUGGAGGAUUUAAGUACAACAAAAGCCAUUAAUCUGCAGAGCACAAUAAAAAUAAAGAAGAAAUGCAGAUCAAAUAAACUUGAUUUCUCUCCACUGUGACCGCGUUUUAUUCCCUUUAGACAUUUCAAAAACUGCUGACAACAAAAGAAAUCAACUAUUUAACAGAUAAGAGCACUGUCAAAAUAUGCUUUUAUUUUGAAGGAUGCUACAGCUAGGUAGUCUUGUACUUCUUUGUCCAUCUAUCGGCGCUUGAUUCCAAUGUUUUAUAUUAUAAUAAGAUUUCACAAAUGUUUCUUUGUUUCAGCUUUUUAAAAUGAACUGUUAACUGUGACAAGGAUGUGUCUUUUUCUUUCAUUAAAAAAAAAUUGAUAUUACUCUUUCUAAUUUAGGACAGAUCAACAAAAAAAUGACGAACCCAAACUAUUUCAAUGAAAAUUUGAAAAAUAAACACGCAUGACUUUACAGAGACAAAGCAAAAACUAAAUCCACAUGCAUUAUUAAAUCUCAAAGAUCUGGAGCUGGUUCUGGAUCCACAAGUCUCAUGAUAGCUCCCUGCAACCCUAAAAGAGACACAGGGUACAGCUGAUGGUUGCAUGGAGAUUAAAACAUUUAAACAUGCACAGGUAAAAUUUCUUUGAAACACAUAUAGACAGGAGACUUUCAGAAGCUGACACUGGUAAAUUUGGUUUAUUUUCUUUGGAAACGUUCUGCAGCACAGACCAGUUCUUUUUUACAUCAGUGAUUUCUGUUGCCUCUUUGUGAAGCUGCAGAAUUUCUCCACAUGGUUGCAAAGUCAGAGGAUGACCCCAGCACCAACUUUUUCCUCUCUCUCAUUCUUAAAUCUCUUUCAUUUGCUUGUUUGACUGACUAGCUCUGCACGUAGAAGACAUGCUGCAAACAGUCCAGUACAGGAGGUUUUGCAAUGCUGUUAUCCCUCCCUCCUUGGAGGCCUGGUUGGCUUUACAAAAGGAGAUUAAGAGGAAAUGUCCCUCCAUUCACUCAGGUGCCAUAGCUCAGAAUCUCAGCUGAGUUUCGCUCUCCUGACCUUUGAGACUUUCUUAAUUCUUAAUCUAAAACUUUCCUUUUUUGAUACAGGCUGUAUAAUACCUAAACUUAACAGAAAUCAAAAACUUGACUGGGCUUUAACUUCUCACUUUUUAAAUGCCUCAUAUUCAAUUUUUGAAUUCUACCAAAUUAAGACUCUUUUGUUGCAUGUUCGUUGUAUUGUGCUGUUUUAUUUUCCGCAGUAGUCCAGCUUGCUUUUGCAUUGUUUGGGUUAGCACGCCAGGUACCCUAAUCCACUGAGUGAUCCUAUCAUGCUAGCUGGUCUAAUCUAGUAGAUGACCUUGCUGUCAGAGAGAUACAGUGUUAUAUAAAUGACUGGCUUGAUGUAACGUAGUGACUAAUCACCAUAAUCUGACCCAGUCAGAUGGAGUAGUUGGAGGACAGAGUCUGGGAAUGGAUGGACUCAAAGAUGCAAAACAAGACUUUGGAGGGGAGAGGAAAGGGUGAAGAAAGGAGCUGCUGACUGUGUGGAGUUUGUUCUGGGAGAGCGUUUAACCUCGAUUUUCAGUCUUCAUUUGCGUUUUACACCAUUGCCUGUUUCUCAGCCGGGAGGGAGAGAGGGGGAGAAAGAGAAGGAUGGGGGUGGGGGGGGAGGACAAACAGAGUCUAGCCAGUUAUUUAAAGCCCUUCUAUUCAUAGCUCUUUAUAUAACCGCUGCUGUAACCUUGAUGAUUUAUUAACACUAUCACUGUACACACACGGAGACACAAAAGAGUAACUUGCUAACAUCGCCAGCUUUGGAGGACGACGUUCUUGGCAGAUGUAGUGAAAGAUGAGACAAACAGCAACAUGAGCAUGUGAUGGCUGAUGCCGGGGCGUCUGAAACUGUGGCCACCGCGAUCAGCUGGUUCAGGAGAUCUUACAGUAAAGAAAAGUGGGAUUGGCUCGUGUUUGUGUGUGCUGACGUCUAACCAGCAGAGUCAGCAGAAACUUUAAGACAAAGCUGUAUUAUGUUCACCAUAUGGGGGUUCGUGUUUUUCCAUGCAACAGGCGAUAAGCUAGGUAUGUGUGUGCUAUUAGUGUAGGAUAUGUGAGGAAUGCAGAACUGAAUGUGUGUGUGUUGUAUUUGUUUGUCAGCACAUUGCUCCCACCCCUCCUCCCUCCAGGGAGGUGAAGUCAUCAAAAACAAGCUACCACCGAGCUCUCAGGUGAUGAUGAGGAACAAAGAAACAUCCAGCAGAAGCAAAUUCCUCAAACAGGAGCUGAAAGCAGCAGUUAUUUUCAUGAUAAUGAUGCGACAUCACAGUGUUUGGGAACUCCGGGGCUGCAGUGACGGGCUCUUAGAGAGGGAAGUUUAUGGUGCAGCUGAAACCCAGGAGGUGUUUCAAAUAAGUGUCGAAUAAGUUAACUUAGCAUUGACAAAUAAAAAGAAAGAUACAGGCAGAAAAAAGUAUAAAGCUCCUGCAUUUCCAGAAGAACUUGUUUGGUGGUUUAAAGCCCGGGUCAGGGUUGUAGUCAUUUCAGCGUCUCCUGCACACAAAGAGGCACAAUUACCUCUUUGCAGACCUUAUUGCUGUCUUUCCACAAACCACCUUCCCCUUAAUCCUGUACGAGUCAAAUACUCCUGACUGAGACCAUCAUCAAGCUUCCCAUUGUGUGUACAUCUCAUUUGUACAUAGGAAAUGUCCAAAUAUGACUCACUUUGACCCUGGGUAUUCACAAAAAUGGCUGAAAUGUUGAGCACAGGAGGAAAUAAAUCUGUUGUUUACAGGUUGAAAAUAUUUUAAUUUUAAAGGUGGGGUAGGCAGGAUCUGAGGAAGUGCCCGUUUUUAGGAGAAGUCUUGAAUGUAAACACUACCCCUCCCAACCAGUUUUUCCCUCCGCUCCUCCUCUCCCCUCCCUCUCUGCUCCAGGAAGCCCCGCCCACAAACAGACACUCCUGCUUGCUCGUAUUGUUUUAAUUAAAUUCGGAUAUAAUGUAGAUAAAUACUUCAGAUAAUUACAAAUGGGGCCCAGUCAACGUGAGAGUAAAAAGCAUUGGUGCUACUGUAGAUGCCAACAGACUACCAGCAAACACAAUGUUUGCAGGACUUCUACAACUAGGAUAAAGUGACAUAGUCCAGGACCCGAGGUAAACAGUUUAGCGGCGCUACAACACGCAGCAGGUCCCGUUUGACAAGAAACACUUCUGUCUGUUAUAGCGGUUUACCUGUCCAGCAGAAAGGUUACAGGGUCCGUAAGAUCCGGAAGCGUCCCUCGUCAUUUAUGCUGAUGUUGACUUGACUUUUUAGCUCUUGUCUGGUCUACCUCUGAUUUAAGCGCCCGUUAUUCCACCAGAGUCUCCGGUAUUUACUUCGUUUUCUUGCUUGUGUUGGCAGUCGUGGCCAAAGGAGGAUUCUGACAUUUUUCUGUACUUUCUGGUUGGUUUCCACCGAUAUUGUAGCACGCUAACUUUGUUUGGAAUGGUUAAGGACACCGGGGACCAGUGUCUGCCUCACAACCAAUCAGGUUGGGGGAGGCGGACAGUCAGAAAGAGCGGGCCACUCAAAAAAUUUAAAAUGUUGACUACACAGACAUAACAAAACACAGGGAUAUCAUUAUAUUACCAAAUGUCCUCAAUAACUAAUAGCUAUUGACUGAUAUUAAAAGCUUUUGUGUAUAUACACCACAAAAAAGAUGCUUCUUUAAUGGAAUCCUGCCUACCCCACCUCUAAUUAUUUUGUGUAAAUAGGAUGAUACUUGUGUAAGUAUGACUGGAGUACAGCAGUCAAAUCAAACAAGCUGAAAAUCUAUGAAGAGCACAACACACACAAACUCACACACGCGACAGGCCUGAUAGCAGUCAGAGAGGAGUAGUAAUGGGUAAUGGAUGGCCUCAGGAGUACUUUGUGUGUGUGUGUGUGUGUGUGUGUGUGUGUGUGUGUGUGUUGGGGGAGGUGUUAGUGUGUGUGUUUAUUCAAGAUGGGAGUAGAAAAACAUCUGCUCUCUCUCACUGACACUCUUUGGUGUUGACAGUACAUGGAUGGAUGGAUGGAUUCACAGUUAUGCAUUCAGUUAAAUGAUGAUUUUCAGAUCAGUUUAAGAGCAUGCUUUAAGAAAGCAUAGCUAUGUUUAAUCUCCACACUGCAGGAAUUUGGAAUCACUGCUCUCUGUUUGUGUGUAAGAAACUCUUAAAGGUGGUUCUGGUGCAAAAAUAGAGCAGGUUGUUAACUGGUCAUUCUCUCUCUGUGUCCAGAUUCGUCCCAAAGGCCUAUCUAUCUUUGUGUGUGUUUGCAUGAUUUCAAUGGGACUCCGGGCACUUUGUCUAGUCUUAGCGUGUGUGAAAGGGUGAAUGUGCCGUGUGGUGCUUCAUAAAUGGAGUCCAUUUACCAUGUUUGGGCCAUGUGCGCCAUUAACUCACAUAGUUUUCUACCAUGUUGAAUCAGUUUGGGAUAAAAAAAAAAGGGUGCUGGAUCCAAAACAACCAGGCGUAACGAAAACCACACACCAGAGCCAGUUGAUUCAAAAUACCUCACAGUUAAAACGAGCCAUGCACCCAAAUUUAAACCUCUUUAUGUUGCAGCAGUGUGCCUAAACAAAUCAGCAGGAAGAGAAUGUUGUCACUGGACAAUGUUUAAUCAUGUAGAGGACAAGAUAAGUGAAGACUGCUCAGUCAACAGGGGGCGCCAAAGUUCACGAAAACCCAAAGUUCUUCAACGGAGCUUUAAAAUUUCACUUGUAGGAUCACAGCGUUAGUGUUAUGGUACAGUAAAAUUGUUGGUCAUUGUAGAUUAAGAGCAUUUGCUUCAGAGCUGCAGUCAUGCUCCCUGUCAUAUGACACCUGAAUGCACCACUUUCAGGUUUUUUCUUGCUGACUGUCAGUAUUUGUGGUUACAUAACAUGAGCUCACCAUCUGAAAGCGGCUGAUUGGCUUUAUUGAUCACUUCCUGUCAGAAAAGGGCAGUGAGGGAUGCUGGUUUGAGCUUCCUGCUUAUGAUAGGUCAGCCACAGUUGGGGGCCCGCCUCCCUCCUGUCUCUCACACAUGUGAAAUGUGUAAUGGGCAGAUGCUGCAGGGUUAAAAUAGAAAUGAAUGAGUACUUCAUAAAUAUUCGACAUUUGUGAAUCAGCACUGAUUGGAUUUCAUGCUUUGAGUUUGUGUCUCAGUGUCUCCCUCUGUCUUUGUCUGGCUCAGUAGGCGGUGAACGUUUACUGCAGUGUGUUACAUAACUCCACCGACUGGAGGCAGCUGUAUGUGCGUCGAUGUAUGUCUCCGUGUGUGUACAUGCAGACUUCAUGUAAUUUUAAUGUCCAGAGAGAAUGCAUGGUGUUUUUUUUUAACCCUUUUUUUAUGAGUUUACCAUUUUCAAACUAGGAUCGUGUUUGUUUGUUUGUGUGUUUGUGUGUGUGUGUGUGCAUGAGCAAAGAAAGGCUCAUCCUCUGUGUCCUCUGAGUGACAUUGAAAAACGGUGAGGGCACACACUCAUGAGUAAAAAACUGAAUCACAGAGCAGCUUCUGUUCUGAUGACAUCUGAGUUUUUUUUAUUCUCCUUCACUUCUAAAGAAAACCUCUCCAGUGUCUUGACUACACCGCUCUACUCUCUGCAUUGAUUCGUUCUGCAGUUUGUGGCCAUCAGCUGACCCACACACAGUCGUACAUCUAUGUGCCUCAGUCUGUACUCGGCACUUUGUUCAUGAUGACCUUGGCUGUGUGUGCAGCUCGUGCUCCCCGUGUGCACGUUACUGAAGACUGUGUGAUUGAUGUCUUAUUGGAUCUUGCUGCUGGAUAGUACUGACUCACUCGUUUCUCUGUCAGCCUCUCCGUCAGUCCUUUUGUAUUGACUACAGACACAGCAUUAAGUAUUUUCUCUUUGUUUUAUCUGCAGUUUGGUCUUAUGAUUUUACAAAUACAAACAGGAUGUCUUGUGUGUGAUAGAAAGCUGUUAGUCGAGUGCUUCAGUGUUGAACUGUCUUUUUCUAACAUGGUAGAUAACCUGUUUAUCAGUGAGUCAGGUAGCCACUGGAUUCAACGGAGGGUGCUCUCAUUGUAACACAAUCAUUGAAUGGCACUCUUGACCCCAGAAUUAAUACUGCGAUGGUGUUCUACAAAAAUAGAGCACACCUUAACACCUAAACAAGACCUUGUUGACAUUGUUGUACCAUAUGGUAUCUUAUCACACCCUGACCAGACUUUGGUAGUGGUUCUUGGUGAUGCAGAAGUUUUAAAUUUGCAUUUUUUCUAGGGUGACCUUAUGUCUUCUUUUACCCGGAAAAUGUCCGGGGUUUUAUGGAAGUUUUGAGUUUGUGUAGCAUUGACUAACUGAGUUAGAAGCGCGUAAAAAACACCCAACUUGACCCGAAAUACCCUCAAAAUUUUGUGCAUGACUGUGCAUGGCCUUUUUUGGGGGAUUCAGAAUAUGGUCACCCUAUUUUUCCCUCUUUCACUGUAAGUGGCUGCAAGUCCAAGUGUCUUGUGGUUAGCUGCACAGACAGAAAUAAGCCUGCAGACUGGAGCUCUGGCACAGAAUCUGUGAUCUUAUCAAUAAGAAAUAUUGAUGUAAAUAUUUGAAAUCUGUUCUCAGAGUCCAUCUGCUGCAUUUCUCCCCUUUCUCCACUCUCUGAAAGCUGCACCUGACUCAGUCCACGUUUCUUUCACUCAAAAACACCUGCUUCCUCCUUUCCUUUCCUUCUUUUCCUUUCUUUUCCUCCUGCUCUUGCUCUCUGAUUCUCUCCCUCCCUUCCUCCCUCCUUCCUUCCUGCCCACUCUCUCCCCUCCACAACCUCUGCCCCACUCUCACUUUCACACUGUUUCUCUGACUGUUUUGACGUUUCUUUUUUUUCCUUGGUUUUCUCACGCCGGUGCAGGAUAUGAAAGGAUUGUUUCGUGUUUAUGAGGGAGUGGGAACAGGAGGGAUGGAAACAGAGAAAAAGAGAGGUGAAGAGAAAGAAGGAGGCUGGCAUUUGUUAGUUCUUGAAGAAAGAUUUGUUUGAUUUGAGUUUGGAGUGGGAUGGAGAUGUCUGACUUCUGUUUGCUCACAUUUUGUUCAUUGUGUGGAAGAGAGGAGGUGACAGGAGAAGUGGACGAAGAGGGGGAGGAGGAGGAGAGAGAGCGUGUGUGUGUCUGAAAAGCCCAGGGACGGGGUCAGUAAGAGCAACAGUAAUAGACCAAGUUCUUGAUGUUGUAAAGAUGCAGGUUGAAAAGGCUCAAUAAGUCAUCUCUUAUCACAGCAGCUGAUCAUCUAUGUGCUUUAAGAGACUGAAUAACUUCUGCAACAGGAGAAUAAAAAAGGGAACCUCUUAUCUGUUCAUGGUUUCAUCUUUCAGGCGCAAUGUAGCUCCAGGAAAAAGUUCCAAAACAAAUCACACACUUAUAAACACAGACAAAAAGUAAUCUUUGUUUGGAAACAAUGAGAGGAUUGUGAGACGGAGGAAGGAGGUUUCAUAGUACUCAUACUGAUCCAAGUCUUCAAAAGAAAGAUGGAAUAGGAGUGAAAUCAUAAUAUACAGCUGGGUUAAGAAGAAAAGGACGAAUGUGUCGGAUAUAAAAACUCAAUAACAAAAUAACUGGGCUUACUUUCACAGGAACAGGGCACGGCGCAUCUUUGAGUGACAAAGUACUAAAAUAAAGGUGGAGAAAUGCCUCAGGGGAAAUAAAGUCUUCAGGAUGUGGUCAGGCAGGUAAAUAAAGGAUGUUGUGCACAUGUUAUUAAUAACAGAGGAAGAUAAACUCUCUCAUAGUGCAGUAGAUUCUGUAAUAAGCUCUUUAAUGAGACUUAAAGGAACCCUCAAUGCCUGCUUUAUUAGAGUUCAACAUGAUGCUGCAGUUUACAGUUUGGUAUGAUUAAUCUUGCAGCCCCUGGAGGUACAGAAAUGAUGCAGUUGGCUGGUUUAAGAGUUAUUAUUCCAAGAAUCCCUUAAAAGGAUGUAGGUCAACAGGCCGAGGAUAAAUUUAUGAUAAGGCCAAUAAAAUUUGCCCCAAUGCGGAAAAUAUGUUUAAUUACUGCAGAACACAUGAGCUUCAGAUGUCUGUCGAGGCUCACAGAGUUUGUACUGUUUACGCAGAGUGAUUUUAAAGGCGCCGUAUCCAAUCAAACACUGAUAUUGAGAAACGAUCAGAGCCAUAAAUGAUUACUAUAAGUGUAUGUCUAAAUGGGAAAUCCUCCGCCUCCGCUGAAAGGGGGGAUGAAUGAGCGAUGUGUACUCAGAAUGCUGCACAUUGACGUCCAUAUAUUCAGUUCCUGUGAGUCAAAUGAAGGCUUUGAUGAUGGAGGAGGCAGAUUGUGUGUUCUCUUUCCCACGAUCAAUCAGCAGCACCGUCACCGUCGUCUGCCAACUAAAAUUAACUUUUUCUGUCCGUCUGUUCUCAGUCCAUCCGGCUUUGUCUCCUCCUCUUUUCUCUCACCUUUAUCCCCCCCUUCCCCCCUCUCUCUUUCUCUCUCCAUCCUUUCUCACACUCCCUCGCUCAUUUCACCUUCUCUCUUUCCGAAAUGCUUCCUGUGUUUCUGCUCUCUCAGUAUUGUUCCCUGUGUGUGUGAGUGUUUGUAGAUAGAGAAGUGAGUGUGUGGGAACUCCACUGUGUUUUAUUUUGGUAGGUGAGUCUCAAUGUCUGUAUGUGUGUGGGAACACAGACAUGUCCUUAUUUGUGAGGUGUUGACUGUGUUUCUCUUUGUGUGUGUGUGUGUGUGUGUGUAUGUGUGUGUGUGUGUGUGUAUGGGAACUGUUUACUAGAAACUGUUUUCCUGUUUUCAUGUUGACAAACGUACAGACAGACUGAUUCCUAUCUGCAGCUUUGUCUCCUGUUUUAUGGAUGUUUGAGCUUAAACCGACUCUUGUAUGUUCUCUUUAUUUGGGUGUGUGUGUGUGUUAUGUGUGUGUAUGUGUGUUACAUUUGUGUGUUUGUGUUAAAAAACAGAGAAAAUAAAUCGAAGCAGACAAAGCUUUCCACUACAGGAACCCUGUAUGAAUGGAACUGCCAUAUUAGGAGACAGGAAGCCAAGGUGAUGGAGUCUCUUUGGUGACAGGGUUCCCAAGACCUGAUCACUAUGGUGACAGAGGUCAAGCCCUUGUUUAUGGUCAUGUUCAUGAGACAAGGUUGGGCACAGAGGGCAGCAGGAACAGACUGUUAGUUUGAGAGGAACAAGCUAAUGCUGCGGUUAAGAAGUGCUAUUAAAUCUCCUGACUUUAAUAAAACCUCCUAGGCUGUAAAAUAAACAAAGUACUGCUGACUUGUCCCCUUCGUCCUUUCUGUAAAUUUUAUCCCAGGCUGGAAGAAAAUGUGAAAGUUUCCCCUGAUUUCUGCAGAAAAUUUCUCACAUGACAACAAACACAGCAGUGACCAUUAAUGACGACAACAGCUUAAUUCGUAUCAGGACACUAAGUGUGCCAGAGAGGAUUGCUCUUUUUUGAAAAGCCAGAAAGUUUCACGUACCACAUGUUGGUGGCAGAGAAUGUAUUAAAAUGAUUUUGGUGGAUGUAUUACCUCAGCUGAAAAAAACGGUGAUGCCUGAGGCUGUUUUUAGGGACUGAACUGAUGGGAUGUGAGUGGAUCUGUGCAGGAGGAUGAAACAUCCUCAUGAUUAGAUGGCUUGGCUCUCGGUUAUUGAUGUUGGUACUUGAUGUUGGAGGAAAAUGCACCUUCAUUGUUAAAGGGGCUCUCAUUGAAAUUAGCUGACAUCAGCCUCCUCUCACUUUUCAUCUUUGCUUUUCUGUUCACUAAGAGGUGAAACAUCAGCAGCGCCUCACACAUAUUGAUCUGCAAAGGUCCAAAUCAGGUUUCUGUCCCUAUUCUUUUUGAUACAUUAUGAUUUAAUGAAGAGAAGAGGAGAUUAUAUCAUUAUUUCAUCACUUAAAGAGAAAUACUCAUGAAGUUGUGCCAUAUUUGCCUCCUAAGAUAUUCAAACUUAAUCAUCUUAGUAUGUCCUUUUGCAGACUUUUGAGCAAGUACAGUUAUAGUUUUUAUCAGAAAAUGUUGUGUUUGUUUGAGCCAAAGGAGUUUUUCCAGUCUGGCAUGUGUUCAGACUAAAGGCCCAGAUGUUAUGAAGCCCUGAACAGACAGAUAUCUGCAGUUUGGUCUCCAUAAGGAAGGACAGCGUGGAGGCUGAACGGCACUUAAAGUAUUAGUCCUCUUCUGCAGAGAGGCUCAUCAAGUGACAGUUUGUCGAUAAGACAAUGAUAAAGUUCAGAUCUAAUUGUGAGCAGCUGAGUUGCCUACACUCCUCUAAAAGCCGUCUGCCUCCUCUUCCUCUCAGCCACUCAGUGACAUCACUGUGCAGUCUGAAGCACUAAUAACGUUCAUCCUGAACAGGCGGGCCGGGAAAAGCUAGUUUCAUUAGAGCCUCAGGCAGUGGGUGUAAAGUAAUAAGAGAUUGAUCUGAUCUAAUAAAGUGGAGUGAUUGUGUCUGCUUGCUGGUGUUUGACAAAUAAAGGGAGUUUAAGUAAAAGCACAGACAUCGUAAUAUUUCUAAAAAACUAGGGGUAGCACACUCCCCUUUCAGAAAUAUCUCCAAGAGUCUUCCAUGAUUUUGUUUAAGCUACAGCUGCUAUCAGCCCCAUGCAGGCCAGUUUCUCCAACCGUCAUGCCCUCCAGAAGUGAGGACUGAAUCAGCACAUGGAGCCAGUCAGAUAUCAGUCUGCAAAACAGUUUGGAAGUAAAGCAAACUCGUGUAGGUUGCAGAAGCAAAUGGCAAAUAAUCAGUUUCUUUAUUGGACUCUCAGCUUUUUGAAGGACAAAGUAAUUUAUGCUCAGCAUCCUCCUUUAACAACUUUGUGUACAGAAAAUACAACUUAAUGGCACAGUGAGGAUUUUCUACUGGUUGAAAAACAGACUGAAACUGAGACUAUCCCACUUUCUUUUUUAUUUUAAAUCUCUCUUGAGAUGUAACCGACCAUCAAAAAACCUCUUAGGUCAUGUGUGACUAUGUGAUCCACUAAUAAUUUGGUGUGUGUUUGAGCAGUGCAUCUCCUGCCUUAAAGGUCACUUUUCAGAGGAUCGUGUGAUGAGUUGAAUAAGCACUGGAUCUUCUGGUGACAGAUAUGUGUGCAUGCUCUUAGAGGUGUUGUCUGAUGUUAUUCAAAGCUACAGUCUACAAAGUCUGCCCGCUGUGUGUUUUUCCAGCAUCCUGUGUGUCUUUGUGGCUAAAGUUAUAGGCUCAGUUAUUUCCACUCACCUGGUGUUGAAACCCACCUGCUGCCCAGUUUCCUCCAGUGGAAAGCAAACCAUCAAUUUAAUAGAAAAUGGAAAAUGUCACGUGUACUAGACAGAUGAGGUUCCCUAAAUAUCAAAUCAUCCACCAAUUUUUUUCUUCUACUUUAUCAGUGUUAUAUUAAUUUUUAAAGCACCAGUAAGGAACUUUUGAUUUGUGCCAGUUUUGGCGCCCCCUUAUGGCUUUUUUUUUCAACAGCUGUUUGAUGACAUCUACCUCCUUAAACCACUUCCUGGCAUUAAAAAAGGCAGUACAUUAACCAUGAACUUCGUCCCUGGUGGUCUUGUUCUAUUUUGUAAACCAUGAAAAUGCAUCAAAAUGAAUUUCAGUUUAUUUCAUCAACAUCAAAAACAUCAAAAACCUUGAACUUUGAACUACAAAUUAAAUGUCUCUUAUAAACUGUCUCUGUAAACUGCUUUAAGACUUAAAAUAUCUGUGCUUCCAAAAAGCUUCAAAGUGAAGUUUUGUCCUCCACCUAUGAGCUUAUAAUCACAUCAAACUUGAUGUUUUUGUCAUGUAUGUCUCCAAAUUCACAUAAAGCUGUAGAAACUUGAUCCCAGGGUCUCCACACUCCGGCUCAGGUUCUUUGCAUUAGCCUGCACUCAUGUAAAGACGUUUCAGUCCUUUGUAUGAUAAUCCUGACUGGUUGUCCACACAGAGAUAAACCCCCCUGCCUGGUAUUGUUGCUGUGGUGUUUUCCUCCUCACUUUUGUUUGGGAUUUAACAGAAAGCCAUGAAAAAGUUACCCUCAGGUGAAAGCUCUGGUAACCGUGGAAACACAAACACAACAGUCAGAUCAUGUCAGUGUACACCUGUGACUACUCUGCUGUCGCAAGAAGCAAUGAGCUUUAAUGCUGUGGUUUUAAUAACCAAUAAUAAUUCCUCUCUAAAAUCAAAGCUUCAGCUUAUUAUUUAGAAUAUAUGUAUGUAUAUAUGUAUAUAUAUUUAUAUAUACCAACAAUAACUGCAAUAGCUGAUUUCAUUGAAUGACCCUUACGCAAGUUAAUUUGUAUGGGGAAAACUUUUACUUUGUUAAGUUUUUAAACCAGUAUACUCAGGAUAAUGGAUAGAAUAGGAUAGAAUGAGAAAAAGUAUGGAAGAGAAACGAAAAGAUACAGAAUUGAACGGGUGAGAAUAUACUUGAAUAGAAGAGAGGAGAAUAGAACAGAACAGAAUAGAACCAAAUCCAAUCAGAUAGAAAAAAACAAAAACAAAAAAACAGCUAAUUACCCAAUUGGAUAGAGUAGAAUAAAAAAGAAUAGGAUAGAAUGCGAUUGAAAGGAAUAGAGUGAAAUAAAAUAUAGAGUAGAAUGGAUUAGAAAAAGAGUGGAAAAGGAUAAAGUAGAAUUGGAUUGAAUAGAAUAGAAUUUAUUGAAGAAUGUAUGUAUUUUUCAAGUUUUUAGUUUAAUCAAAGUCAGUUUACUCCUGCAGUCAGGAUGAUACUUGCACCCCCUAGUGGAAAGCAGAGGUAUUUAUUGCUUCUCCUCACCUGGCAAUAAAGUCUCAGUCCAUAACUCAUACCUGUCUGUGUGUCUCCUGCAGGUCUUCCAGAGCAGUACUACAGUCUGACAUGGUUCCUCAGUCCCGUCCUCGGCCUCAUGUUCACCCCUCUAAUCGGCUCAGCCAGCGACCGCUGUACCCUCAAGUGGGGCAGGAGGAGACCGUUCAUCCUGGCGCUGUGUAUUGGAACACUUAUAGGAGUGGCUCUGUUUCUGAAUGGGUCACUGAUAGGUGAGUUAUCUUCAGGUGUUUCUUUGUGUCAUUGUCUGCAAUAGUCAACAUACAAAAUAUUUAAUAGUCAAUGAUGUUAUUAUCAACUACUUAUCGCAGUAAUUCUGCUUUAUUUCUUUCUCACUGACAUAAAUUAUUUGUCUAUUUCACUGUAAAAUUAAAACAAAAAAGUCCAGGUCACUUAAGCGCCUCACUUACUUUUCUGGGUUUAUCCUGCUGUAUUUAGAGUAGAGUCUUUGUUGUUGUCUGUCAAAAACAAGUCAAUGUUUGACAUCAGGUAUCGUCAUCUCUGUGUGUCUACUGUCUCCUCAUGCAUCUGCUACAUUUUGGAUUACAGAAGUCUGCGUACCAUCUGCCCACACUGUUAUCUAAACCCUCAGAGUCUCACAGUCGUGGUGGGAAUUAAACCCCCAAAUCUGCCAAGGCAAAUACAGUUGUUUUUACCCAGUAUGUACUUGUGCUGCAUGGAAACUAAAACAUGAGGACAGCAUUUUCCUAGAAUCAGUGGUUUAUCCACGGAGACGUUACCCUCUUUCUGACCCUCAAAAUCAUUACAUCAUCCUCAUGUGACUGCGAGAACACAAUUGUUCAGCCAGAUCAAACUGAUUGAUCAACCAUCGAUCAUGCUAUGCAUAUUUAUUGAUCCCUCGUUUAACUCUAAUUGUAGUUUGGCUAUACUGUAAACAAAGACACAUAAAGACUGUAGGAAGGUUUGUGUAAUCGGUGAAUCUAUGAGUUUUCAACUGUUUAUGUUCAACCAUCACCAUGUCAUUUUUUACUCCCCAGAACUCUUAAUACUGAUGAUAAUUUUACUCGAUGGCACAACAGACAAACAGACAGUUGUACUUGACUGCAGUGAAAUUUGUACAAAUCUCUUUUGCAGCCUUAAUAGUCUUAACCUGCUAAAGCAUGCAGGUAAAAGCAGAGGGCAUUGACAUAAAAUUAGAGUUUUGUUUCACAGUUGGUUUAGGCUUCACAGGGAUUUAACCAGCAGGUUUGUCAAAUAAAGCCAAUGCAGGAGUGCCAAAAAUCACAGUUCCUCAAGUGUCCGCUAAAGGCAGGCUGCAGAACUACUAGAAACCACAUACACACCUAUUCAAAAAAGCUCAUCUUUACUGCAACAAUAAACACGUUUACAGCAAGGUAGAGAAAAUGAUUUUGGUCUGAACAGAUCAACUUCUAACUGAACUGAUUUUCUCUAACUUAUUAGUUAAGAAGAAAACAAAGUUACAAGUUCAGCAUAUUAGAUACAGGGCUCUUCUAUGUUGACGUCACUGACAGCAAAAUAUGCAAAUAGUUUUAAGAAACUAACUUUAUUUCUAUGUUACAAAGUAUUGAAGCUAUAUUAGAGAGGGAAAAAAAUGAUUUACUAUAUUCAUUAAAGCUGUUAGAAAUGUUGAGUUACUGUUGCAAUAAUAAAGUGGUGGUGUAGUCAUGGUAUUGUGGGAAUAAAUUCAUAAUGGUAGAGUCCUAAAAUUUUGAGAACCAAAAUGUGAAAAGGACUUAAGACUUUACACUUCACAUUACAUUUAUUUACUUAAACAUGCACCAAAUGGUUCAUAAUGCAGAGAGUAAUAAAAAGGGCCUUUUUAGUGGAUUUAUCAGAUAUGAGCACUGUGUGAACCGCUGUCUGUCAGCAGAUUUUAUUCAGUUUUUCCUCCAUUCUUCUGCAGAGAGGUCAACACUCAGGUCGAUUUAGGGCACCAGUGUGUAUGAGUGUGUGUUUGUGUGUGUGUGAGAAAGAGACAGAGAGAGAGAGAGAGAGAGAGAAGGAGAGUACUUUUCCAGAGGGGCUGACCUGGGAAAGAGCAAUGACCUGUAUGUAUGUGAGACAACUGAGAGACUAAGAGGGAAGAAGUGUACGUUUCCGUGCCUGUAUUUAUAUGAAUGUGUGUGAACAGCACACAGUGACAUGGGAAAACUGUAGUAACCUGUACAGUCUGAGUGUGUGUGUGUUGACAUGGGAACACAGGAGCAGGCAGUUCACAGGGAAAUGCUUCCUGUUUGCUUCCCCCUUUCCACCAAUCACAAUUCACUUCCUGUCUGCCUGCCUGGCUAGUAAAUGGAGCUGCUCUAUUGUCCCACACACACACACGCAUAAACGCACGCGUGCGCGCACACACACACACACACACACACACACACACACACACAUGCAUACGCACGCACACACACAAUCACACACGCACGCAUGCACAUACUCACACAAAUAUACACCAACAUACACACUCUGUGCUGUUCUGUAUGUGAUCAUUUGUUCCUGCAUCUUGAUAGAUUCAGUUUGUAAAGUCAUGUUGCAUCACACCACCUGUAAUGUGUCUCCCCUUUGGCCCUACCCCUUUUGUCACACACACACAGAUUCAUUCAUAUCCAUGCUACUAAAGCUUUCCCAUGUUGUUUGUCCUGCUCGAGGGUGAAGCCUGGGUCACAAACAUGCUGCAGGUUGCAAAUAUCUUGCAUAGCAUCAUGGGUAAUGUGUUCCAGCCCUUUUGUUGACGUCAGUGUUCUGCAGCUGUCCUCACCCAAUAAUCAGCCAUUGAUCGUGGAGUUUGUGAGCUAUUGUUUGCAAACAAUCCUAGAUGGUUAUGUGAGAGCAGUGAUGAUAUUUAUCACAUCAUUAAUUUGUGAUAAACAUGCAGAUUUAAGAGUAAACAGCUUUUUGUUCUGAUGAUAUUUCUGAGAUAUUUUCUUCAACUACGCUUGCAUAUCAUGCAUAUGUAUUUCUUAAUUGAUAAUAACUAUUACAUGAAGCAUUAGAAGACUCAGAUCUUUAAUAAUGAGCAAAUUUUAUCAUCUUCUGUUCUUCAACAGCUGUCUAUAUAUAUAUAUAUAUAUAUAUAUAUAUAUAUAUAUAUAUAUAUAUAUAUAUAUAUAUAUAUAUAUAUAUAUGUGUGUGUAUAUAUAUAUAAAGCUGAUGAUACAACAGCGCUUUAGGGGGAAAAUAUGCUUUUAAUUGCUACAGAGGUGAACUGACUUAUUAGGAAUGUUUUGAUCUAGGCGCCGGUUACCCUCUUUUAAAAUCUUCUAUAAGGAGUUUUUGACAUGAAUAAAAUAGAUUAGAAUUCACAUUAAUGCUUUUUAAAACAUACAAAAGCAAACAAGAUCAUUCAAGACCAGAUAAUUGAUUUAAUUUUGUAAAUGGGAUUUCUGCCGGAGGACCGGACUUGCGCAUAGAGGAAAAGAGCUGCAAUUACUGCUUUGUCCACAGGGGGCGCCAAACUUGACAGAAGACAGAGUUAAUUGUUUUUUUUUUCAAGACGUGUUUAUGGUAUAAUCUGGCUCCAUAGUUGUCUUGUUUGUCCUCAGUUUGUCCAAUUGUGUUUUUCUUGUUACUGUUAUCAUGAUCUUUUUUGCCCUUAUAAUCAUGAGGUGCAAAUCUGAUAUCAUGAAAAGCUCUUCUCUUCUCUUACAGGUCUGGCUGUGGGUGAUGAGAAGGGGAGUCAACCAAUAGGGAUAGUGCUUACUGUGCUGGGGGUGGUGGUGUUGGACUUUUGUGCUGAUGCUACAGAGGGACCAAUCAGAGCAUAUUUGCUAGAUGUGGCAGACACAGAGGAACAAGACAUGGCACUGAACAUUCACGCCGCCUCAGCAGGUAACGUUUCCAUUUGUCACAAACAGUCAAACCUUUAAACUAACCCUGUGUUAGAUGCAAGUUUUGAUCCAUCCUUUGACAACGUAACUGGUUUUCUUGCACACAAGACUGUAACUCUGCACUUCUGUCCACAUGUGCAGGUCUUGGUGGAGCGGUUGGUUACGCUCUCGGAGGUCUGGAUUGGACUCACACCUUCCUCGGAGCAGUUUUCAAGUCCCAGGAACAGAUCCUCUUCUUUUUUGCUGCAAUCCUCUUCUCAGUCUCUGUCGUUUUACAUCUUUUCAGCAUUGAGGAGCAGCAAUACUCGCCUCAGCAUGACAGGCUUGACCAGGUACGAUUCAUCUAAAUAAAAGUUCACUUUUUAGAUCUGAUGACUUUGGUCUCUAACUUCCCACUCUCACUGUCCUCCCACCAGGAGAGUCCAGAUCGCACACACCUGCAACCGUCAGCCAAUGGCAGGACCGGCCUUCUCGCCCCAAAGCUGGAGCUGAUUGGAGAGGAUGACACUCUUGACAGCUAUGACCUCUAUGACCCGUAUGGAGACGACCAGUCAGAGCGCGGGGACAUGGACUUCCUGGAGGUGGAGCUUGUCAGGAGUAAGCCUGCGCACGCUCUUUUUCUGACUGUGAAUGACAUGAAAAACUUGUGACUGGAUCAUGAAGAGGUCAUUUCCUCACCUGCUUUCUCCUGGUGUUUUUACAGGUAAAAGUGACAGUGUCCUCGCCAUGGCAGACGCCACUCUGGACCACAUAGACCAUGAUGCAUUGUUCCUCUGCCACAUAGAGCCGUCCAUCUUUGCUGAUCGCCUCUCGCCCUAUCAUGGCUCCCCCCCUAACACCGCAUCCUUCUUUAACCCCAUCCACAACACCCCGCCCCCCAAAUUUGGCAACAUCAGACGCAGCAGCAGCGCAGGAAGUCAGGACCUGCUCCGCCUCCAAGCUAACAACCACCAAACACAUGCUCCAAGGAUUUCUCGUCUAUCAGCCUUCCUGCAGGAGAUGGAGAACGAUGACGGUCAGGAGGCGCUACUGAACAACCAGCUUAAUGAGCAAAGGACGCUAAACGGGCGUCUGUUAGCCGGCGUGACAAACGCUGACAGUGACAACACUAACAGGCUGAGCUCCAAAGGACAGGCACACAGAGCUGGGAUGGUCAAAGGUCUGUGUUUUUUUUAGGUGUUUUAAAUGAGACUAGAAGCAUAAAGACAGACUUUCAUGAACUUGUUUUAAUGCUAGAAACCUCUGAGUCCCCAGAGUGGUGUCAGAUGAGGGCAUUGAGAGCAUGCUGCAUAAAUAGCUCUUUUGCAUUAUCUAUGGCAAAGAUUAAAGAGACGGUCAAAAAACAGGAGGCUAAAACCUGUUUUUAAAACGGCCCUUGAAAAAAGUGCCAUGAAGGUGCCCGGUGAUGCCUAUGAUAUAAAUAAAACAGAUGUUUAGUUACAAGAUGUUAACUUUUCUUUGCAGAUUCCUCUCAGUUUCCCGACCUGUAAAUCAUGCUAUUUGAUCAUUUAAAUUAACAUGUAAGGCUAUAGUUUAACCAUGUUUCAUUUCUAGCUGCCAGUACCGGAGCUCCCAUGCGACAGUCCCGUCACCGCCACACCUUCUACCGCCAGCCGUCCUGCACUUUCUCCUACUACGGAAGAGUGGGAAGCCACCGCUACAGAUACCGUCGGGCCAAUGCCGCUUUUCUCAUCAAGCCGUCUCGCAGCAUGAAUGACCUGUAUGAAGUGGAAGCCAGACACCGGAGGAGGAGCAAACAGAGGAACAGACACCGUAGUGGAAACACCAACUCCUCCAGCGGAGACACAGAGAGUGAAGAGGGAGAGGUGAGAGUCUUUUUUCUUCACCCUGUUUAAUCUUUCCAGUAUGUUUUCAAGGAUCUAAUUCUGUUGUCUCUCUUAAGGUUGAGACCACUGUGCGGUUACUGUGGCUCUCCAUGCUGAAGAUGCCUCCAGAGCUGCUGCGACUAUGUGCCUGUCACCUGCUUACAUGGUUCUCCAUCAUCGCUGAGGCUGUCUUCUUCACCGACUUCAUGGGACAAGUCAUCUACCACGGGGAUCCUACCGUAAGACAAUACAUUUGACUACUUUAAUGAGUUCAUUUCUGUCCAAACUAAUUUAUACAUCAAAAAAUGUCAGCGAUAAGGUACAAACCAAAGUUUAUCCAAACAAAAUGAUAAUUUUUCAUUCACUCUGUCACAUUAUAACAUCUAAUUUCAAAGACAACUGUUUUGAAAUAAAGAACACAAAUAUGGGGAGAUAAUUUUCAUCUUUGAUUGUGUCUCUUUCUGUCAUAUUCUUACAUUUUAAGACAAAUCACAGUUUAAGCUCAGCUCUUUAGAUCUCAACCGACAGUAUAACAGGCUAACGUUACUAAUGUCCUCAUCGAUUUCUAAUCUGUAUCUGUUAGGCUCAUUCUAGGUGUAGCAACAUUACAGAGACUCCAGAUCAUCUGCUGGUCUGAAUAUCUUUGUCUCAGUCCUUUGAUUUAGGGGUAUUUGUCCUCAUAAUCUCCCUCUUAAACCAGGCUGGCCUUGUACAUUCACAGACUGUGGUCUGAGUUUAUUAAGCCUCCAGCUAUAACUCCUCUUGAAUUUUUAAAAUAUCUUUAUUUUUUAGCUUGAUGUCUAACUGAAAUGCAUAUUUAAUUAGGUAUUUGACCCCUGCAACUAUAAAUCAACAAAUCAACACAUAAGUCAUUUAGUUGUACAUUAACUGGCCAAUGGUUAGUGCCUUCAAGUCUAAAUGCCAAUAUUCUUAUUUUUUUCAAUUAAAGAUGUUUCUAAUAGUGAAAAUAUAACAAUAUGUUAAAAAAGAAAAGCAAUAGAUUUUGUUAUCACGACAACUGCUGAAACAUUUUGCUUGAGGUUGCCAGAUUACAGGGUAGCACAUUCAACCUUUACACCAGCUUACACCUCUGCUUAGCCCAACCGGUACACAUAGGCUCUGUUUUACCUUAUUUUGAAUGUGGAUAUUCACAAACAGACAGUCCAGUUGAGAUUGGAACAAAAGUACAUGGAAAUGUUAACAGGGAUAACAAAGUGGAAAAGUGGGAUAGGAAAGGAAAAAAGAGAGAGGGGGGAAAAAGAGAUUCGAUGACUGAAAAAAGUUAUAAAAACAAACGCAAUCCCUGACAGAUUAUUUUGUUACUAAUACCGAAGACUCAAAUCUGAAUCUGAAUCAGGGCAGAAAACUGAGACUUUUCUCUUUCCUUCCCUCUCUUAGGCUCCUGCUAACUCGACUUUGUUGGAUAACUAUCACAGAGGAGUUCAGAUGGGAUGUUGGGGACUGGUUAUUUACGCAAUGACUGCUGCCACAUGCUCAGGUAAAACAAAAAGUUCACUAAGUCUAAUCAUAUGUACAAAUAUUGUCUCACUAUACUCAGUUGCCAAAUGACUCAGAGGAAACAGCUUUAAAUCAAUAUAUUCUGGACUAAACUCUCAAUCCCUCCACUUUUUUUAGCUGUUCUUCAAAAGUACCUUGACAACUUCGACCUGAGCAUCAAGAUCAUCUACAUCCUUGGAACAUUGGGAUUUUCAAUCGGUAAAAAAAGAACUCAACACAAUAACACAGUUCACUUUAUCCACAUGUUGUAUGUUAGUUUUAUGUUGUUUGAUUAUAGUGUACCUGUCUUUUGAACAUUUUGACUCCAUAAAGUUAAAUAUGGAGGAAAGUGAUAGAAAAUUAAACAAAGACACACAACUAUAACAUUUUAUCAGUGUUUGUUUGGUUUCUCGUUUUAAAAAAUGAGUGAGAGAACAAUGUCGUCCUUACACUUUUUCUGUUCUUUAUUCUGUAGGAACUGCUAUCAUGGCAAUGUUUCCCAAUGUGUAUGUUGCAAUGGUGAUGAUCAGCAGCAUGGGCAUCAUCUCCAUGAGUAUCUCCUACUGUCCUUAUGCUCUGCUGGGACAGUACCAUGAGAUGAAAGAGGUGCCUGAAUUCUCACUUAUUUUCUGAGAAUAAUGUCAAGUUUUGAUUUGUCUUAUCCAGUUUGCAAGAACCAGGUAGUGAUACAUAUUAUGUAUAAAAGACUAACUCAACAUAUGACCUGUAGUAACUGUACAUUUCUCUCUUCCUGCAGUACAUCCAGCACAGUCCCGGUAACUCCCGCAGAGGCUUUGGCAUCGACUGUGCCAUCUUAUCCUGCCAGGUGGGUGUUAAAGUCACAUAAUCGCACUUCCUGCGACAAAGCUUAUGUCUACUUGAUGACGCAAAACAGACUGUUGUUGACUGUUGUCUCUAAUCUGGUAGGUGUACAUCAGUCAGAUCUUGGUUGCCUCGGCUCUGGGUGCUGUCGUGGAAGCGGUUGGAAGCGUCCGCGUCAUUCCCAUGGUGGCCUCUGGGGGCUCCCUUCUUGGAUUCUUCACUGCCUGCUUCUUGGUCAUUUACCCAACUCCAAACAGCAGGUGGGGGAACUUUGUUGAGAACAGAUUUGGUUUCCUGCCAGUAUUGUAUUAGGAAUAUAACAUACCCCAUUUUGGACUACCCCCACCAGUUUGUAAAACUGUUCUUCUGAGUAUAAUCUCCAGUCCUAACAUCUAUGGUUUUGAUUCUGAUCCACAGGGAAGUGGACUCAUCCAAAGCUUCAGAAAAACGGGCCUUGACGAAGCUGGAAAAUCCCAUCAGCAGUGAAGUGGCCGUCAUCGUAGAAAAACCCAGUUUCCUUAAACUGAACAAGGCGGGCAAGGCCACCACUACCACCACUUCCUGUCAUACAGAGAACGAGUCUGCUCUGUGAUUAGCUGGCUUCUUCAAAAAGCACGUGACUGCAGGACUGGGUCACCACUGAUAGAGGGACUUUGUUUUCUUGGUUUGCAUCAACAGGAUAGUUUUAUUUAGACUUUUUGAAGGAAACUAAAUCUGCUGCGGGACCAGUGAUUCACCUGACCAACGUACCCAACAUUAAAAUAUUCUGGUCCCAGAGCGGUUUCAGCCAUCACUGAAAUUCCUUCUUCUCAACCGUCACAGUUAUCUGAUUGAUCCGUCUCGGGUCAUUCAGAACUGAGCAAUUCAUGGUUUAAGGAGAGGUCGUCUCUGUCUCUCAGGGCCUCUAGGAGGUGCUACUAAGCAACCACCUGGACAGAAAACUUCAGGGGACUCACUCAUACACGCACACACCUCUUCAUCAGGGGGUUGACACGAGAAUUGAAUGAAUACCUGAGAAAAAGAACUUUGUUGAAUUCAAGUCCUCGAAGCUGCAAUCAUUCUAAAUGCUGAAAUUGUUCUUCCUCUCUGUGGAUUAAGUUUGAUUGAAUCUUUGCGAUGUGAAGUGGAAGUUGACGGAAAGUGUGUUUUGUCUGCGGACUUGUUGUCUCUAGUGGAGGCAUUGUGUUCACCAAAAUAAACCCAACGACAGACUUCAGCUUUGUUGGACGUUUGACAGCACUCUGAUCGCAGCUUUAAGACUCAACAGACUUUUGGGAGUGGCAUUUUCUGAAACUAAGAACCGGAGUCCGGUGAAAAGCCUUGGGGAAAAAAUGUUUGAUCACGAGUCCCAGAAUUGGUCGGGAAUGUUUUUUGUGUUGUUGAGUUUUUUUGUUUAGCCUUAAGGAGGUUUGCUCAGAAGAGUGGGGCAUAAGGAGAAAGUUGCCUGAAUACUGAGUCAAAGUGUAGUGAAAUUCCAGGAAAGAAAGAGCAAAGGAGCAGUUUGCAUUGGCAUUACAAUUCCAAAUAUUUCCUUUUCUGACUCAUGGAGGGCCCAGAGUGAUGCUCCUGAUUGUGUUAAAUAAUCAGACUAACCUCCAUGCUGCACGUUAGAGGAGCAGAGAGAAGACAAAACAAACCGUUGACCAGAACAGGAGAGAGUUGUGGAGUUGUUCUCUAUUUCUCUGCGUUCUAGAUUAAUUUCAUUUUACUUUUUAGAAAUGCUGUUGGCACAAUGUUUGUCUCUUACUGCGCAUUAUUGUUCAAAGACACUCACUAAUGUUUAGUACAUGAAGUGCUGUUUGAAACUUAUUGAGACAUUGAAGGAGUUUGCCUCGUUCGGACUCUUCCAGAAACAAUUAGAGUCUUAAAUGAGACACAAGAAUAUUAUAAUUUUUCCCUGAUAUACUGAAGAAAAAAGAGGUGGAAUUACAUCAGUCAAACUCUAAUCAUUGAUAAAGAAAAAUUGACAAGAGUAAGCUGAAUUAUGAUCGGUAAAUGUUUUCCUCAAUAUUGAAAACGUUUGUUCAGGUGUCAACAGACAGUUUUUGAUGUACCAUUUGCACCCCUGAAAAAAGAGGCUUCUUUAGAUUUUUUGGCCUUUGCAAAGCAGCUCACUAGCGCAAACAGCUACUUAAUCAUAGCUGAUCAUGUGAGUAAAAACAUUUUCUUCUACCAUGUCUAUAUUAAAAGGGGCUGUGUCGACCGAUGCUGUUUUUUUGUGCUGGCAGCAGCUAUUUUUUAUUCAGACUUAAUGCAGUUAGGGUUAGGUGCUAGAGUGCUCAACAACCUCAGUGCAAAAAUAAAAAUAGAAAAAUCAGAGCCCUGAAUAAAUCUCUUUUAAAGUCCUAGUUUUCUGACUUCUUUCUCAGAAUUUUGAGAAAUAUAAGGCCUCGAAUAGUUUGUAAUUUCGCGUUGUAUAUUUUUGUCGGUCCCGGUGUGUAAGGACCAGAAUUUUAAUUUAAUCUCAGAAUUUAGGCUUUAGAGUAAGUUUUUUUUGACUUAAUGAUUAAAAUCUGAAUUCUGACUUGAUUCUUUUUGUAAUGUCUGACACUUUUUGAAGUUUUCCUUUUUCUAGAGUUCUGAAUGAAAAGAUGGAAAUCUGGCAAAAACAGACUGAAUUUUUAACCUUAAACCCAGAAUUCUGAGAAAAUGACUAAAUUCUCACUUUUUUUUAAUCAGAUUUUUCUUAUUUUGAAAAAGGUGCAAUUUAAAAAAAACAAAGAUAACCUUCAUGUAUAACUUUUUUUUCUGUAAACUGGCCCUGAUCCUCUUCCGCGCAAACCCACAGACAUUUAUCCCACUGCUGCACUCGUCAAUGUCACUUUUUGGUACCUGACCAAUCAGAGUCAUGAAAAAGAGGGGCGGGACUUCUGUUCAUGCUUUGAAAAUAACUAAGGUGGAGGUACUACUAGAGCUAAAGUGACUACACUCGAUUUUUCAAGGUACAGUUUUCUAAGCCAAGAGCUGCAAUAUGACACAACUGCCACAAAGUGCAAGUAAAGAUGAAACACGGAGCAUUUAAAACGGACCUAAUGGUCACUGUUAAGGAAGCGGAAAUGCUGCGCGACAUUUUUGGUUAGCUAGCAACAGCAUGAAGCGCGCUGAGAUUGAGAUCGUGGGUGCUGCCGGCGCCAAAAAACACCUCAGUGGACAUGGCAUCCAACAAAACUUAGAAGACAGUCAUCAAAACAAUGUUUUAAAGAGAAGAGGAGACAUGCACGAUGGGUACAUGAAAAUCAAACCCUCAUUGAUAGGCUACUGAUUUAUUAUAUUUGUAGGAGAAUUUGUUAGAGAAACUUCUAGAAAUGUGUCCAAAGCUCACACUGUUGGAUGUGAUAUAGACUGUUGGAUGUGAUAUGUAUAUUAAUUUCUUCCUGACAAAUCAGACGUGUUGUUGCAAUACCAGCCUUUAUGAAUGAUUUUGGAGGAGGACUGUGAAGGUUGUGCAGGGAGAGCAGGGUUAUUGUUGUGUUUUUCUGUCCUCCAUCUGUUAGAGUGAAAGGCCAAGGAUUUAGGUCAGUUUGCCUCUGGGCUCCAUCAGCUGAAACAUGCAGAUUUAAAAGAAUCUGAAUGUAAACUGCAGUGGGUUCAUUUACUAAUGACGAAGCUUUUAUCUUAGUGUGCAAUUAGUGGAGGAGCUGAUUUUUUGAAUUGUUUGGAAUUUAGGAGAGGAUUCACUCACACAUUAGGAGGGGUGUUGGUGCAGAUUUCAACUCUUUUUUUAGACUAAAUCAAUUCCAUUAUUUCAGGUACAUUCAGCCAGUCUCCAGGCGAAGCGGACAGGGAGGAUUUCGCUCUGACUUUGGUGUGGGAUGGGAUGGUGACUCAAAACAGGGGGGUCCAGAUGCAGAGUUUUGAAAGGUGUCUGUUACUACUUGGGCAAUAAAACAUUCUGGACUUUAAAAAAAAAAAAAAGACAUGCAACAAAAAAAGACAACUUAAAAAAACUUUGGGUGUGGGAGGUUUGCAUGCCACAACAGCAAUAUGCAUGUGUGCAACACCAAAGUAUGACUCUGUACAAAUCACUCAGACUCUUUUCUUUGUGUCCUAAUAGGUCAGGGAUGUGUUUUUUAAUGCAUGGCUGGAUGUUUGUGUCUUUUUGUUUGAAUUUAAUGUGUAAAAAAAACAACAUGUACUCUUUAAGCUGGAGCAUUGUGCUCGGUCUGGGUGAGUACACUCUUAACAAGCAUGUGACUAAAUUUUCUUUUGUUUUCCUUUUUUUUUUUUUUUGCACAUUUAUGAUUAAAAUUUAGGACCACACUCACCUUGUCACCUCUCAGCGCUGCAUACAGGUGCUUUGCAGUGUUUUGAACGGUCAAAGACGGGGUGUGUGUGGUUGCAGAGCUACACUUCUUGUUAAAAGUGUAGGUGAGAAACUCCAGGCCAUGAAUACUUGAAGUGCAACUUGAGUGUUUCUGUCCCAUUGCAGUGGAAAGUCUCUGAUUUUAGGGGUUUGUUUUACUUGUUCUUAAAUGUCCCAAGCCUUUUUUUUAAUGCAGACUCUGGAAUGUUCAGACAGCAGCUCGGCCUGCUGGGAGAUUGAGUUCUUACCUUUGAUUCCAUCUUGUGACUUAAAUGUUCUUGAAUGUCAAGUGAUUUCAUCUGAAAUCAUUUUAACUCUGAUGUUAGCAAACUGGGGGUGGGGGGGAGGUCUGACAUUGCACAGAACUUGCACAUAAUAUAAAAAACAAACAGAGGUGUGUUGCAAAAGGAAGACAUUAUAUAACUGUGGAUAUUUAUUUUUUGAGCUUUCUUGUCUCUACAGGACACUUUCUCUUAGUUUCCAAAAGACUACAUUAAAGCUACUCUGUUAGCUGUUACGGGAGAUGUAAUACAGGUGGACUGGAGUUUGAAAAUGACCGUGUGUGUGUGCGUGUGUGUAUGUGUAAAGAAACAGGUAAAAGUGUGUUAAAAUCGUCAUCUCAGUGUUUGUUUUGGUUCUGGUUCUCUGUUCUUUUCAAUCACCUGGUUUACACUUAACUCUGGAAUCGAUGGCUGCAAUACCAGGGGUUAUUGAUGAGUCUUUAAUGUUCUGUUUUAACUCAACUAGAUGUCUUUUUCAUGUUUUUGUGUCCGUUUGACCUCAAGGCAGAGCCACACACCAGAGUUGAGUCUUUUGCACUUUUCAGUGGCAACCAUAUUGGCUCCACCGUCCCCAUCUUUGAAUGAAUGUUUGUGACGUAAAGCCGCCGCCUCAUGUCUCUGUGAGUGGCUGUCAGCAGCGUGGCGCUCAUGCUGUUAAGUCCAAUCUGGCCCGACCCGGCGUGUGCGGCUCUGCCUUCAGAGAUCUGUUUGUUAGAGACAGAGAAGAGAGAUGCCUAUAUACUUUGAUUUUCACAGAGGUUUAAUCAAGAAGAAAACUUAAAGAAUGGGAAAGCAAGUAUGCGCAGUGUACUAUAUAUUAUAUGCCUUGUUAUUUUGGAAAAAAGAUGUAAAUAUACAUAUUUCUCUUUUAGUUUCUUCUUUUUGCUGCUAUAAAAAGAUGAUUAUUUUUGUUAGUACUUUUGUUUUCUAUAUAAAGACUGUAUAUAUAAAUAUAUCUAUGUUCUGUAAAUAUGCUUGAGCCUUCAUAUAGGACUCUGGAUGAACACUGUAUGGAACGCACCUUUAAAAUCUGUUCAGAAAUUAACCAGAA